CGAGUGCCGACUGCGGGUCGCGUGUUUACGUAUAUACGUACGUACAUAUAACAUGUAUAUAGCCGGUAUAUAUUAUGUAUACGUAUAAUAUUAUGUAUAUACAUCGUGUGUACAUAUAAUUUUUUCGCAUUUCAUUUGGAGUCGGUGUGUUCGUCCCGUAGGUAGUCGUGUUCCGUGCCGUGCGUUCGUAGGUACCCCGCUCGAUUUGAUUUUUCUUAUUAUAUUAUUGUUAUUUUUAUUUUUUUUUUUUGUUAUUAUUUUUUUAUUUAUUAUUUAUCGUUUAUUUAUUAUUAAUUUUUUUUUUGUUUCUCGCCGACAGCAAGCCGCAGAAAUUCGAUUCAGGGCCGGUUAUUGUUUUUUUCGCGUAAUAUAUUUUUUAAUUUUAUUUUUUCACCCGUCCGGUUGGCCCGAAUUUUUUGCCGCCGCGGUCGAAUGGGGAGAACAUGACCGAUAAUUCCGACGUUUAUUAUAAUAAUAAUAAUAAUAAUAUUAUUAAUAUUAUGACGAUAACUCCAUCAGACGUCCGACCGAAAUUAUUGUUUUUCCACGGUUCUCUCUUACCUUAACGUCUCUGUCUUUUGAAUUUUUUUUUUUAUUUUUUUGGCAAAGUGUCCGAUGAUCAUUAUAAAACACGCGAAUUAAUUAUACAAUUUUUGAAUCCAAUACGCUUUACCCGCACCCUAUUUAAAAUUAAUUAUUUUCAUUAUCUCUAUUUACCUUCGGCGUGACGUGAAAUAACUUUGGGAAAAAAUAUUUGGAGGUGGUGUAAUUAUUGUAGUUGGUCGUCAAGACUCAAGGGAUACCUACUUAGCUAGCACAAAAUAUAUUACGGUAAGAUUAAGUAUAAAUGUGUUUUCUUAAUAUUUCUAUUCACCAAAAUUAUUUUUUUUUUUUUUUCAAAUUUCCUAGAUACUUCUGUAGAAUGGAUAUUUCUAUUGAAGAUUUGUAUCUCUAGUCUAUUUGAUUAUUUAAGAGAUUUUUACUUUAUUUAAGGAAUAAAAUAUUUACUAACAUUUUCGAUUAAGGAAUAAACUAAUAAUUAAUACAAAAAUUAUUUAUUUCAAUACCUAACUAUUAAAUAGAUAACCUAAUACCUAACACUAUUUGGUCUCAGACUCAAAUAAUUAAUUUUACUACUUCCUAUAGGUAAGUAGUAGUAGCCGAUUUUCAUGGGCUCCACGGGGUUUGGAACCUGCCCUCCCCCUACACUGAUACAAUUCAAUAAAAUAUUGCUUAAAAAAAAGCAUCUAUAAAUAGUUAACUUUAAAAUACAUAUGAUUUUUCAGGACCCCUCCUAGAAAAAUUGCCACUGAUAGAAUAUUUUAGUACAUUUUGAUUAUGUACCUGAUUAUUUAUUCUACUCUAAUUCAGAUAGAUACCUAUUAAAUAUCCUAAUCCGUGUGUAGAUAUAUUUUAUUAUUAAAUUAUUAGUACCUACUACAAUUACUGACAUUGGUUUUAGAAUAUACAGAUAAGUCAUACUAUACAAAAUAGUUACAACAAUUAAAAAUCGGUUAUUUUUGGCAAUGGUGAUGUACUUCAUCAUAAUAUAGAUCAAUGGAAUUCAAAAGUUAUCACUUGCCCAUCUACAUUUUGUUGAAUUACACCACCAUCAUCAUCAAAUCGUUCUAUAGCUCAGCUUAUUUGUAUGUUAUAAAAUUAAUGUUAUUAAGUAGCUUUAAUUUUUUAAGUAUUCAACUUGUAAACCUUAAAAUAAACCUAUGUAAAAUUACUUACUAAAUAUUCAGUACUGGUCACUUACAUUUAAUUAUUUCAGACAUUUUACCAAAUUUAAAUAUAUCUACUUACCUAAUAGGUAUGUGAAAUACUGAAAUAGAUGCAGAUAAACUAAUAAUAAGAUGCUAGUGCCAAAGAGGAAGAAACUUGUUGGUAUAACAUUGAUGUUAUUUUAGGAUAGAUUAACAUUUUUUCUUACACAUUUGGGUGGGUUGCUGGAAUAUAAUUAUCUAGUGUGACAAAGUUUGAUAAAAUAACCUUUCUGUAGUUGGUAAUCCCAUAAGUUAAAAACCUAUUAAAACAAAUUUUUUUAAUAAAAAUAAUAUUUAAGUGUUGUAAUUUUAAAUGCAUAAAUGGUCUGAAGAUACAAUAAAUCCUUAUUUAAACAUACAAAUUAAUUUUUAAAUAUUGUGAGCGGAUAGGUCUAAGUAUACUUUUUAUAUUAAAAACUAAAAUGCUAACAACUUAUAAGUUAGUUUUUUACAAUGUUUUUAAGUACCUAUAAUAUUUUACACGUAUUACAUACCUACAAUAUUUUAUGUUUAAGUUCAUAUUGAUGAUACAUAAUUUGCCAUUUGUAUAAGUCUUACCUAUUAUGUCUUAUAAUUAGGUUUCUUUAUGUUAUCUAUGUUUAAAAAUAAUUUUUUACCAAUUUAUUUGUAUACACAUGUACCUAUAUAAGUAACUACAUUGUUUAAACAAUACCGAGAACCGUGCCUAUACAUCAUAUAAAAAAAGUCAUCAUAAACAGUAAUAAAGUUAAAAAUUAUCUGUACAUAAUUAUUUGCUACACUUUAAAGACAGAAUCAGUAGGCAAAUUAUUCAACUUGAGAUACUGAAGUUUCAUAUUUUUUAACACCAGACUGAUAGGUUAGGGGAGUGUAUACAACAUUUAAAUAAUUUUAAUUUUACAUUUAUUUUCAUUAUUAAUGGAUAUUUAAAAAUAUUGAUUGGAAUAGGUAAUAAGUAAUUAUUUUAAUAUACAAGAGGAUACCUUCAUUCUUGUUUUCAUCAAUUUACAAUAAAAUCAAUUAAACAUUUUAUAUUGAUUGUAAUAAACAUGUCUCUUAAAAUAGUAUUGAUAUCAUUCUCACCUACCUAUUCAAAAUCAAGAAUUAAAUAUAUACAUUUUAAUAGAAAUAUGUAAAUGAUGUCAGGGAGUCAUAUAUAAUAUAGGUAAAUGAAUAUUAUUUUAUAUUUUUUUGGUUAAAAUCCAAAUUGAAUAUUCGCCAAAAACUUAAAAGUUUUCCUGAUUACAAUAGUUUCAUUAUUUCAAAAAAAAAAACAAAAACAAAAACUGUAAUUUAAAUUUUUAGGAGUCCAAUAAGUUAAUUUUUUAAAUGUCCAAAAAAAAAACCUUUUUUCUGAAUACAAUUAUAGUGUUAUUAUUUCUUUUAAGUAUCAUUGCAGAUUUACAAAACAAGUACAUAGGUACUAUAGUACAAGACAAGCAUACAUUAAUUACCUACUGAAAAUAUUAUAAAAAAAUAAUAAUUUUAUACAUACCCCAAUAAAUACCAUAAGUAAUGUAGGUAGUUAAUAUAAUUGACCAGUUGUUCAAAGUUGAUAUUAUAAGCAUAUGAUACAAUUAUAAUGCAUAAACCUUUUGCUGGUGUAAGGCAAAUGAAUAUGAUCCAAGUAGCUCCUCUUUGGUGAAAGGAUAACCUUAGAUAACAGCUGGUCAUAAGUAUUAGAUUAUUGUCAAUCCAUUGAUAGCAUCAGGAUUAGAUUAUAUGUUACCAUUAAUUAUAUUGGUUACUUAACUGUUAUUGUUUUAAUAUGUAGUUAUACUUCUCGAAUGGAGAAAUGAUUUAUUAUGUUUUAUAACAAAUCAAAAUGCCUUAUACUAUUUAAAAUGAAUAUUAAAAACGUGAAUAAAACAAAUAAUUGUUUUUGUCUAUUAAACACACAGAAUUAAAAACCAAAACCUAUAGGCAUUUGGUUAGAAUUUAAAUUUAUUUACCAAUAAAAAUAAUAAGUUAAUUACUUAAUUUGACUAAACUUCAAUUUACCUGACUCGAGAUAUAAUUUCUCUAAUUAUAGUACUAAAUGUUUAGUACCUAUAUACCUACCAAAUAAUUUCAUUUGUAAUAGAUUAUGAUAAUUAAGUAGAUGCUAUUCAAAAUAAAUAAAUACAUAAUUGAGUAGGUGGGUACCUAUUAAGGUGUCUAAAAUGUUAUCUAUUAUAGUAAAAUAUAUUUUACUGCGCUAUAACUUGUAUAACCCCUUUGAAUAAUACAGUAAAUUAAACGGUUAUCUCAUAUUACUGUGUAUGUUGUAGCUAGAUAGCAAGAAUAUUCAAUUCGUUUAGAAUGUAUAAUAAAUAACAAUAUAAAAUCAUCAAUUGGAUGUAGAAAUCGUUGGAUUAAAAUAUACUGAUAAUUGGUAUUUGUGUUCUUAAACUUAUUUCAAUACCAUUGAUUGUGCUAUUCAGUACACUUAUAAAUAUUAUAAAAUUUAGUGUCUUGAAUAAUAAACAGUUCCUAGGUACCUAUAACUUUCUAAUUGUGUUAUUUGUGUUACAAAGAAAGUUCAUUCAUGAACCAUAUUACUAUCUAUUAAUAGUUGGUGUUUAGAAUUAAUUAUUUUUUUGUUUUUUAUUAUUAUUAUAAAAGGUAUUUUUAAAAAUAAUAUUAUACUUCUAAGUGUAUUGCUUAGGUAUUACAUAUAUUAUCACAUAAAUGAUGUUUAUUACUUUACUUAUAAAUAAGUUUCUAUAUUCUCGGGUAUAUUCUGUUUUUUUUUUUAGUGUUCUGGUUAAUGAAAAGCCCAACCCAUGAUUUUUUUUUCUAGAAAUCUCUAUUUAUUUAUCUGAAACACAUACAAGAAUCAUAGCUCAAUAUAUUUCAGCUUCAAAUAACUUAUUAACUUGACAGUAAUAAUAUAUAAACAUGUUUGUUUCCACUAAAGUACAUAUACAUAAUAUCUAAUAUACAAAAUAUACAAUUACAAUAUGUAAUUUUUUAAUAUACAUUAUAAAACAAAACUAUUACCACAGUUAAAUAAGAAUUAGCCAAUUAAAAGACUUUUACCCUUCUUUUACCAAUUUACUUUAAUGUUAUAAUUUAUUAAAUAAUAAAACUAAAAUUUUGAACAAAUAAGAAUUUUAAUAAUUAUGAACUCAAGUUAAUAAACAUCUUUCACUCAUAAUGGGAAUAACGUCAUGCUUCUUAAAAAAUUAAUCAUUUUUUACUAGAUAAUAGUUUUAGUAAAAUCUGGAUAAAGAAUAAAAUAUACACUUGAAUGGCAUAUGAAAGUUCUUGAGUUAUUGAAUAUAUCUAUUAUUAUGAUACCCACCCGGAUACCCAUUACUUUUCAAUAUUAUUGUAUUUGUGUUAAGCGGUUUUAAAUCUUAGUAUUCAGUGACAGGUGACUGGUAGGAUUGUGGAAACAUUAUAUAGAGUCAUAAAACAGUAUUACAAGCCACUUCUUCAAAUCCAUCAGCGGCGAAAGGUAAAAGGCGAAACCCUCGUAUGACUGUUAAACACAGUUGUUUACUUGUUUAGUAUGUAGGCUUCUAACUAUGUGCAAAAUAAUUUCAAUAAUUUACCAUCAUUCGUAUCGCUUGGUGUUUAUUAUAUAUUAGUAUAUUAGAAAUUUAAAUACCAAGGUGUAUAGAUUCACAAACCUAGUUUUUAUUUCACUUAAAUGUAUAUAGAUAUUUUAUAAAAGUGGAGUAAGGUGUUAAAUAAAAAUAAAAAUGACAAUCUUUAUUUUUUUUUUAUUUUUCUGAAAAAGAUAAUUUUAUCUAAUACAAUACUAGAGAGUUGUAUGAGUUGUAAAUUAUAAAGCAUUCUUGUUGUAAAUUAGAAUUUAACUGUUGAAGGAUAUCUCUUAUCUGAUGAAUUGUCUUUCAUUGCUCUAAUCAAAACAAAAAAUCUAAACAAAACUUUAUAUAACUAAUAAUAAUAUUAUAAAUAAAUCAUUAGAUAUUCUGUUUUGUAGUUUUAUAAUAGGUUACUUAUGUAUUUUAGUGUCAUUAAAAAAGUUAUGUAGAUUAAAAAUUUGAAUUCAUUAUGGAGACAGUUAGUUGUUUUUAUUUUUUUUGUUCAAUAAGUACCUAAUUGACCACAUGUAUGUAACAUUUAUAAAAUUAACAGUUUAAAUCAAUUGAAAUUCACUUUUUAAAUGCAUGAGUUAUUAUUUUACAUAAUAGGUACUCAAAAUAUAAAACUAAAUAUUUAUAUAAUAUAGGUACUUUUAAUGAAAACAAUAAGUAACAAAAAAUUCAAAGUAAAAUCUAUAAGGAUAUUUACUAGUCACACUAUUAUAAAUUAUAAUAUUGUAUGAUCUAUUGCAAUAUUUUUGAAUUCUUAUCGGUAUCAGCUUUAUCGUGUUAAACUUUUUAUGUGUUUUAUUUAAAGAUUUAUAUAUAUAUAUUAUAAUUGUAAUAUAUAUUUGAUGAUAUGAAUACGAUCAAAUUACAUAAUUUAUUUUUUAAAUAAAACAUUGAGUAUUAUAGACGAAAAUUGGGUAGAAUGAGGAGAUGGAGGAUUUACCAAAAUUAAUUUAACAAAUUUCCACAGUGUGAGAAUUAUUAGCUUCUAAUUAACCUCUUCUAAAUUCCAAUUAAUUUUUUUCCAUGUUUAAUACAGUUGUGUAAUAACGGGGGAGAAAGGAGUAUCCAAUUGCUUAAUCUUCUUUAACCUUUUUAUAUAUAUGUAUAUAUGUAUAAUUUUUGUUAUCCUCAUUACGAUCUUAGAUAAUAUAUAUUCAAAGACAAUUGCUAAACUCGAAUAAAUAAUUUCACAAUAUAUUGGCAUUUUAUAAAAGUGCAUUGGUAGAUCCAGAGGAUGUUAUGAAUGAAUUAGCGCUAAACCAAGAAAAGUUUAUCUAUUAUUAUGAUAAUUUUGCACGAAAUAAAGUGAUAUUUACUUAAAAAAAUAAAUAUUUUAUACAUGUAUUUUUAUGAAAAAAUAUUGAUCCCCUAUGACCUAGCCUUAAUUACAGCGCUGAUGGUUUAGUAGUUAUAUACUUUAGUUUUUUAUUUGUGAAAAAAAAAAUAGUCGUAUAAUUGUUACUUCCAUUAUUUAAAAUUCAGAACAGAGACAGAUAAUUAGAUAUUUUCAUUGGUAAACGAAAUAGGUACCUAUUUUAAAGUCGUAAAAUGAUUUCGAUUUAAAAAUGAAGAUCUAGUUAAAUUCUAAUAUGCGAAUGCCGCGUGCCAGUACAACAAAAUUGUGUUUGACAUUAGGCGAUGAUUACAUAAAUAAAUUGUAAUUACACUUUAAGAAACGAUACUGAAAUUAUUACAUAUAUUAAUUGUUUGAGAAAAUAAAUAAUAUACUAUAUAUUAUGUAUUUUUACGCAUAUUAUAUGUUUGUCAUUUUACUGAUUAUAUUGUAGUAUGUAUUGGUUUCACAAUGGUUUUAUUUUUUUUUUUCUUAUAUGUGAACCGCUUUCCUACUAGAAAUCUUGUUCCGAUUCUAAAGUGUAAUAUAUUUUAUAAAACGAAAUUUUACCCCCCUUAAGGGAGAUUAUUUUUUGAUUUUCUAAGCUGUUUUCAUAAUAAUUUGAACAAUUUACGUACAUGUAUAAAAAUAACGUGGCUCCGAAUCGUUUUUCGUUAACAAUGGUCUAUCGCUGCGUACUGAUAUACAUCAAAUUUCCCUCUGUAUCCUACCUUCCCAACUUCUCACCUACAAUAUUGGCCCACCCAUCGUGCGAGUAUGUCUGUCUUUUUUUUCAUUUUUAAUUUAUAUUACUAGGUCACUAAUUAAUAAAUUAAGAGCAAUAUUGUUGUGCAUGCUCUGCAUUCGAAUUAUAUUACUGUGAUGAAUAUUUUUCAAAUAAUUUAGCUAAUUAAAAAAAAAAAAAAAAACAAUUAAUUAUAUACAACAUUAAAUUUAAAAAAAAUACUGUAAAAUAAAAUAUAUAAUACAAUUAUAUGAUAUUAAAUUAAAAAGAGAAUUGCAUAUAACGUAUAAAAAUGUAAUAGUACAUUCAGAAGCAUAUACAUACAUAGUGAAAAUUUGGGCGGCUGAUUCCUCAAAUCAUUAACUCUUUUUAUUUGUACAAAAUCUACACAAUUUUGUUUAUAUAUAUUUUUAAAGCUUCACACAAGAACAUUUUUUGUUGUGAUCUUUCUCCCCUCCCUUCUCUUACAAAAGUUAUGUGUAUGUGGUAUGCUACUGGUAUACCAUACUGGGAAGUAUUUAAAUUUAAUGCAAUAACUUGCCAAUUAAUGACUACGUGAAUUUGUUAGGUAUCUAAUAAAUAGGGUAAUAAACUAUUGGAAAACAUUUAUAAUUAUAAUUGUAUUGUAUUAUUCGUUUACGAAAUCAAUUAAAACUAAAUAUUCUAUUAAGUACAAUAGUGUACAACCUCGUAUACAAGAUACUACCAAUUUAUAUGUAUAAUAUAUAAUUUAAUUUCGAAUAUUAUUUAAAUCGAACGAAUGUUAUUUUUUUUAUUAUACUAAAUUUAAAAUACACAUUUAUACAUUUUGCUUCAUAUAAUUUGUACGAUAAUAUUAAAUGCUAUCCUCCUACUGACUGCUGCAACAGUAUAUCCUAAAACAUUUCUACUUCGCUCCCCGAGGCUUUUAUAUAUUCGCCACAUUUUUACUAUGUAUAUAGGGUGUGAAAUGAGCAUUGUGUACACGUAUCAUUAUAUAUACGUUGUUUUUUUAACGAGUUAUUUAUUUUAAAAAAAUGUAAAAAUAUAUUUUAAACCCUCGAGACUACGCGUUGUAUAUAGUCGUUUGCAGUAGUACAUUUGAGUAGUUAUGAAUUCUUCACGAAGAGGGGGAUAGGAAAUAUUGAAUGCGUAUGUUAUACGUACACGUAUAUAAAAAUAAAAAAUAACAUAAUUUUUUAACAUAGAAAAUUAAAUUCUGUGGAUGGAUUUAUCAUUCCAGUCCUCUUUCAUUCACACUACCUAUACAUUUUAUAUUGUAGGUACUCAAAUGUGUAUUAUCAAACCUGCAUGGGAUUUAGAUACAUACAAAUAUUAUAUAGGUAUAAUAUUUACUGUAAAAUAAAAAACUGUUUAUCUCGUAUCUAUAUGUACACCUUUGUUACAUAUUAUUAAAAUAUAGGUACUGUGUCAAGUGGCUACAGUGUGUCGUGUCUGUUUUCGAUAGAAUAAUAAUUACAAAUGUAAUCAUCAUAACUAGUUAUCUCGGAUGAAAUGCUUAGUUUUAAACGUUUUGUAAUUACCUAUACUUACUGUUUGUAGUUAUGUAAUAAAGUGAAAGCUUAUUUGAUAAUUUUAGACAAUAAUAUUAUAUACGACACAUAAUAUAUUAAUUAGCAUUUUUAUUAAUUUGAUUUUAUAAUAGAACAACGAUUUGUGAAGUUAUUAAGUAACUUAUAUUUUUGUUUCAAAAUAAAAAAUCAAUAAAAUGUAGUUGUAAUGAAAUAUCGAUGUGGAUUGAACCAUAGGUAGAUUUUCGUUAACAAAUUCAUGGGUGAUUAAAAAAAAGAUGAAUUCCACAAGCAAAAAAAAGUUAUUUGAUUUGGUUUACGAAAAAAAGUCCCUCCCUAAUUGUACCUUGUACACUGUUGGCAGUAUGGCAUAAUGACAAAUUCACAAUAAAUUCUGCAAUUGGAAAUUUGAACAAGAAUAACUUAAGCUUGUCCAUUCACAUCAUCAUUACACUAAAAUAAUAGUUGUUGAUAACUGAUAAGUGUCUUAGAAUUAGAAUUUUUUUAAUAACUCACCUAUGUUCUAUUUAUAUAAUGUAUAAAUAAAACUUGAAUAUCAUCAUAGGUAAUUUACUAGGAUAAAGAAUUUAAUGUUUAGGAAUAAGUUACAAAAAAAAGUAAUUUUGAUGUUUUAGUUAGUUUUGUUAUAGGUACAACGGUUUUUUUUUUUUUAAACCCAUAUAAAACCACUACAAAUAUUCCAUAAAAAAAACUCAAGGUGAUUUUGUUUUCUUUUGGAUAAAAAUCAAAUUUCGUUUAUUGUUGAUGUUAAAUUUUUAUAGAUUUUUUGUUCACAUUUAUUUUGUUUGUUACAAAAAAUUGCUACCCUUGGAAAUGUCAUUCUGGGCUAUGCCUUCAAAAUUCAAAAAGUUAUAAAACUUUAUAGGUACCGAUACCUAGUAAAAUAUUAUAGAUUUUGCGUUUCAUGAAUAUAUUUAUACGGCUAGAAAAACAAGUAAAACUACUUAAUUGAAUAUUAUCAUAUUUCUUCUGGUUUCUCUUAGACAAAUUUAACAUUAAAGAAUAUAAUAUUAUUAUUGGUAAAUUUUGUUAAAAUUCUCGCGAUAGGUACCGUUAUAGUUUUUCGAUAAAUUUAAAAUUAAAUGAGGUGCUAGUUAGAAAAAAUAUACAAGUUUUCAAUUUGAAAAACAAGAACGUGGGAUAAAUGCCUUGUGUGUAUAGUUUUAUAAAACUAAUAAAAAUAUUAUUAAUAAAUAUUAUCUGUAUUAUAGGGUGUACUCACUGUGCGAAUAGUGUAGACAACUGUUUAUUUUGAAAUAUUUUGUACAUUUCAGGCACUAGCCGUGUAAACAAAACAUAAAUAGUUAUUAUUUUCAAAGUAGAUGGUAUAUCCGUAUAAUAGAAUGUAGUUAAAUUCCAGUUCGUGUCCUAAUAAACAAAUUGUGUUUAACUGUUAUAGUGUUUUCAUUAACAUUGGCAUUGCACUAUGUUAUAUAAUUCUAGUAGAACAACACUGCAGAUUUACAAUUUCUUUGCCCCCGUGGUUCAUCUAUUCAAUUCAUUGUUCAAUAUUGAUUAACUUUAAUUUUAGUGUUUUUAACUAUACAUAGUUAAUUAUCGUCGUCGACAUUCUUCGUCGAUAGUCGAUUUUUUUACUAUUUAAAAUGUCUAUUAUUGCGUCCGAUUGUAUACAAUUAAAAAAAAAAAACUCGUGUGCCUAUAUGAAAAUCUAUACGUUGUCGUUUUAUUAACAACGAUGAUAUUGCUGUAACCAAAGAUGCGGUAUGGGUGCCUAUAAUAUGCAGUUGUGUGGGUUUGGACAAUAUUAGACUAUAAGCAGCUGUAGCGGUAGUGAUAAUAGAACCAAAAGUUGUUUUGUUCGUUAUGGUUUUUUAUUUUAUUUUUAAUGUCAAUGACCUAUUCGUAAAAAAAAACCCACUACGCUUUUACGAGACUAUAUAGCGCUGUAUAAUAGCGACCUCUAAGUUUAAUGAGCAGCUAAGAAGGAUAUUCGCAUGUAUGCGCCGCGGUAAUCCACUUUGGUUAAUAACUCAUAACCAUCCCCUGCAAUUGGUCAAUGUUUUAAUGUUCGAACCUUAAGUAAUAAUCGGAAGAGGUACCUGUAUAUUAUAAUGGUAUGGUAAUUUUUUAUAUUAUAAUGUAUAUAUAUUAGCAACAAUUUUUUUUUUUUUUUUAAAAGUGAGUAUAGAAUGUGGUGUUUUUCUGUAACGUGUGCUAUUUUUUAAAUUUUAAGCGGAAUGAGAUAUACAUUAGGUUUCCUAUGAUGUGUGUAACAAUGAUAAAAGAUUUUGAAACGUUUUAGAUCAAGGUAUAGUGCAUUAAGAAAUUUUUUUUUUUUCCUAGAAGUUUUCAUAAUAAUUACGAAAUUCUAAUCAGUUAGAAUGUCGUUUUUGAUUUUCUUAGCAGUUUUUUUUUUAUAGUAGUUGGGAAAAUCCAGAAAAAAUGGUAAAUAAAAAACGAGUAAUACAAAUAAACAUAUAAACAAUAAUUUUCGAUAUUAUUUUUUUUGUUUUUACUUGGUUUUAUUUGGAAAAAAUUGUUUGGCCCUAAGAGAACAGCUAAACAAAAUUGAACAUUAGGUUCAUUAUAAGUUGUUAUUGUAUUUCGUAGUGAAAAAAAAAGAUGCCUUAAUGUAGCAAUUUUUAUUUUAAGAUUUUUAAAUUCAAAUGUUGGCGUAAAAUUCGUAAAUAUUAAGAAUAUACAUUUUCGAACCUUGCCUUAAGUCAUUUUUCAUCAGAAAUGGUUUAUCAUUACAAAAAGAUAUAAAUUAAAUAACUAUAUGUAUUCUACCUUUCCAACUUCUCACUUAUAACUUACAGUGGCACAUUCAUCAGCAGUAUUAGCUCUUUUUUUUUAUACUGUUAAAAUUAGUUUUUAAGACUAGACAUUUUGACAUCGUGAUGCCUCUAGCUACGCCACUAUAGUGGCGUAUAUUAUAUUAUGUAUAAUGACAAAUUUCUGUAUCAUUUAUAUUAAUAUUUUAUAUUUUAUUUAUAUUAAUAUCAUUUUCCCGACAAAAUAUCGGUAUUAAUAAAAGUAAAUAUAACGAACUUUUUCUCACAUUUUUAAGUGAUAAAAAGAAAAGUGUAUAAUACCGACAACAAUGUCGGUAUAAGAGUAUUCAUAUAAUGAAGGAAUAAAAAUAUAAAAGAACAGCCUGGUACUGUAUUCUUUAGGCGUUAUAAUACUAUAUAAUAAUGAUUGGGUAGGUACAUUUUUUAUCACAUAAUGAAAUCAAGUAAAUCUUAUUAAAACGGGAAAUUCUUUAUCUUAUUUUUCGGUAGAUUUAUAAAAGACAAACCGUCGCCUAUUCAUAUAGGCUACGGUUUUUCAGGUAAUUCAUUUUUGAGCCAUUCAUAUAUACGAUGACGUAGUGAAUUAUUAUUGUUAUAAUAUUACUAUAGGCAUCUUAUGAUUUAAGGAAUAAUUAUCGACCCUAUUUUUGACGAAUCGUUCAAAAAAUACUUAAUUUAAAAAAAUUACGGGAAUAAAGCUCAUAGAAAAUCCCCACAAGAAAAAAUUUAUAUGUCAUAGCAUUAUAUUAUAAGUCAUUAUUUGAAUUUAAUUUGACAAAUUACCAAUGAAAUCAUAAUUUAUUUUUUUUCAAAUGCAAAUUAAAUACAUCUAUUACACUAAUGACGAGGUAUUGACUAUACAACGAUUUUUAACUAACAACUUCUAGAUAAAUUAAUAAGUAAUAAUUAAUUAAUAAACUGCAAACGAUACAUAAAUUGAGUAAACUGUACUUUGCCCGAACAAGUAUAAAUAACUACAUUUGUAUCAAUAGUUAGGUUAGGUUAUAUUAAUGUAAUUUAUUGAAAAGUAUAUCGUAUACCCAUUCAAAUAGGUAUUCAAGUAUUUAAAAAUAAAUAAGUUAUGUUUGGAAUGUACACUGGAUUGUUGGAGUGGUACUGUACUUCUAAGAUUUAACAUUUGUUUGGCAAUUGUAUGUCAAUCUCGUGGACUUUAUUUUCGUAGGCUAGGUUAGGUUAGGUUAGGCUACUUUGCCGGGGUGUGUUUAUUUUUUAGGAUUUUUUUCCUUGGUCAUUUUUUUCCAAAUAUCAUUUUUGACACUUUAAAAACGGCACUUUAAAAGCGCAUAUAGCGAGAAAGGUAUUUCUAUCCGAAAACGGUUUUUUAAUCAUGACGUUUUCUGUAGGCUUGACAUGAUUGUUUUAAAACUGCGUAUAUUAAAUAACAACAGACCCGCCCAAACCUUCCUAUACGAUUACGUCAGUGAUGAUAAUCGUCGACAUCUUAAAUACUUAGCGAUUUUAAUACGGUUUUAAUCACCAUAUUAUUAUUAUAUAUUAGUCGUAUGUUAAUUAAUUAUUAAUUCCUAUACAUUUUCACGAUUAAAAUGGUAUGGUCUUAAAGUCUUACCAAUUUAUAUUGUAAAAUAUUUUCAACUGUAUCGAUUAGUUAUAAUUAUUUCCAUAAUAAUAAUAUGUUAAUAUAAAAAUAUUAUGAAAGUAACGUGAUUAAAAAUAUUACAAAAUAGUUAAAAAUAAUCGUCUGUUUUUCAGUAAAAAUUCAACACAAAAUUACUACUAUAUUAAUAAUAUAUUAAACCAAAAAAACUAAUUAUACUCACGUUUUAAAAAUAUCGAUAUUUACAUAUUUAAUAUAUGACUAAGAGCGGUUAAGCACAUUCAACUGAAGUAAAAUAAACUUUAUGAAUUGUCAGAAAACACAUUAUAGGUACAAAAAAACUAUCUAAUAAUUUUAUUUAAAAAAAACAAAUUUAAUACCUAAUUACAGAGGAUUUCCACCAUGUUACUAUAGUUUAUAUUUUGGGAAAUAAUUUAAAUUUAAAAAAAAAACCAUCAAAAAUUGACCGAAUUUAAUAUUUUAUACCUACGGAUUUUAAGCUUGAAAAUAUAAUUAUCAAAUGUUAAAAAUAAAGUCGUCUCGUUUAGUUACAUAAUAAGUACGUAUUUAAAUAUUAACCCGUGACCUAAAACAUUUUAAAUGUAUGCAAUGUCAAAUGUGCAGUGCUUGACAGAAGCAAUAACUGAUUCCAUUACUACCAUAGCGUCUUUUAAGACGGUAAUUAUUAUUAUCUUAGGUGUACUUGAAACAUUUUGUUGUGACAUUUUUUUAAUUUAAUUUUUUGAAAUAUUAAGCCACUACAAAUAUACAGGGUCAUAAAUCUUCUAUAAGACACUCAUUAUCUCAGUAAUUAUUAACCUUAUUCGAGUUUUUUUAUUUUUCGGACAUUUAUGAAACAGGCCGUUUCAAAACGUUACACUACCGUUAUUUUUUGGUUACCCUUAUUUUUAUCGGUGAAACUACUAAAACCACUCACUUUAGAUAUUCAAAUAGCAACGUAUACUUAUUAAAAAUUCCAUGAAUGGUUGACAUUUUAGUUAAAAUCAAUUUUAGUGUUGUAAUAUUUAAUUUCUGUUGACCUGUUAAUAAGAUAUUCCAUUUUAAGUUUGGGUGUGGAAAGAAUAGUAGAGCGCUAUUCAAAUGGUGCCACUCAAAUAUUAUGCUCCUCUACCUUCCUGUUAUAACCAAACUUAAUAGUAAAAUAUCUCGUUGGGUUGUUAUUUGAAAAUCAAAAGUGGAUAGUCGUUUCAAACACAAAAUUAAAAGCGAAAAAAAAUUGACGGUAAAGUAAUAUUUUAGAACUUCUUGUUUCUUAUUUGCCCAAAAGAGAAAAUUCCGAAAAAAAAGUGUAUACUUACCGAAAUAAUGAGUGUCUUCUCGAUCACUCUGUAUAGUACUUAUUUAGGUAUGCAAUAUUAUUCAUAUUUUUCACGUAUAUAUGACUAUACGCUUGAAAAGGUAUAAUUGGAGUAAAAAAAAAAUUAAAAAAUUAUAGAUUAAAUAAAAGUUACACAAAUUACCUAUUAUAAUAUCGGUGCUAGGCACUUCAUAUAAUAUAGUAUGCCUCUACGGGAAUACUACUUAAAACAGUAUUUUUUUUUUCAUUUUUUAUCUGUGAGGGGUAAACAGUAUUAGGUAAAAUAUGUUAUAUUCGUGACGUUUGUAUGCGGAAAUUCGGCUAAACCUCUCGUUUAUACACAAUAUGAUAGCAUUAAAAAUACGUCAAAUACCUAACAAUAAGUUUGUGUUUCUCGCCUGAACAGUUACGUGUUUCGACUGAAUUUUUAUGAACUCGCACCAUGCAGAAUGGUAGAGGCGUGCGCAUCGUUUGAGGUCAGGCGUUUUUUUACCGGCCUGUUUAUACUUGUGCACUUACGAUGCACUAUCGGUACCUAUAUGAAUAUUUUCUUGAAAACGUGACGAAAAUAAUACUGUCGCGAUCGUUUUCGAUGGUCAUUUCGAAUUUCGUCCCGUGCAGUCCAUACGGUUAUCAGCAGUAUUGUGAAGUUAAUAUUAUAUAGUAUACGUGAUGACUAUACAUAAGAAAAAAUAUCAAAAUAUAUAGUUAUUGUCAUCCAUGCGAUUACCUAUAUGGCUAAAUAUUGUACGUAGGCAUUGUGGUUUGCCUGCAUUAAUCGAUCACGCGCAGCGGUAGAACCUAUCGCCGUAUAGUUUUCCUGAAAAUCACACUUCUUUAAUGUUAUACUUAUACAGGGUGUCCUUCAGUAAGUGUUAUCCUUUAUGUUAAUAAUUCUUUCAAUAUUCACUUUUCAAUCGGGUUUUGUGCAAGGGGGACACAUAUUAUGUAAAGAAAAAUAAAAUUAAAUACAUAUUCAUCCUUUAUUAACUAUUGAAAAAAAAAAAUUAUUUUACCACUUCAAAAUGUUCAAAAUAGCCAUUUUGUAAAAGAUAUUAUUCUAAAAAUUUAAACGCAUCAUACAUGCAUACCCGGUUAAUAGUUUCUUAGUAAUACCUGUUUUAGUUUCUAGAAAAUUGGCGUGAAUAAACUAUAAUUUUCAAUAGAAUAACACAUUACGCGAUAAGGAAUCACAAUCAGCACGGUAAUUCCUCAUCUUCUAUUGAUCGUUGAUCGUUUUCACGUCUAUUUUCUAUGCAUUGAAACCACUAUAACUAAGACAUUAUCGCUUGGCUAUUGGCAGUGUUAUUACUUUAUUAGCAUAAGGAUAACACUCUAGGACACCCUGUAUUACAGCUGUGAAGGUUGCGACUUUACACGCUCGAUUCGACAUUCGCUCCCCGUUUCGGUGUGCUUCCUGCACCCGGUCCAGAGCGAAAUACUAUAUUAUUACGGUUUUCUGGUGCAGAAUUAUUGUAACGAUAUUAUUAUGACUUAUUGCAGCAGUGCUAUCUACACGGCUAAAUUUGGGUCAUAGGUAUCCGCACUGCGCGUAUCUUGCUGACAUGGUUUUUGUUUUUAAUUUAGUGUCAGUCGUUGGGCACGAGCCACCGGACACAAUAUUAUAAUAAUGUCGCGGUGUGGUCUUCUGUUGUACAAUAGCGAUUUGUGUGUAUGUGCUAUAUGUAUACGCCUAUACAGAACGAUUAUUCGUUAUUACAAUACAUUGUAACGUAACGAAUUAAUGGUUAUUAUUUUUUUUUUUUUUUUUAUAAAAACAGAUAGUUAACGACACGUUGCUUUCUCGGAUUGAUGACGUUACAGACAGUUUUUUCGUGUAGGUACUCAUAUUUUUCCCGAAAUAUAAACGCACCUAUAUAAUACAAUAAUAAUAGUUCGCUGAAAACGUUUUAUCGUAUGCGGCGGGUUUUUGCACUUUCUUCAAAUAUCUAUUUUUAAACGUUAUUGGUAAUUUAUUAUAGACGUGCGGUACCUACGUGCUAUACACGAACUUUUCACACAACUAUCGGCCAAAAGUUGUCAAAUCGUUUUUCUGCUCCCCUACAACGGCCGCCCGGCUAAAACACAAGCUAAAAUCAAAUAUUUUACGGUUAAUAAUAUUAUAGAGUAUGUGGCGCAUUGUUUUAGCCGCGAGGCAGAACCGGGGUGCGUAUGUAGCACCCGCCUGUUGCGUAAAAAAAAUUGCAUUACAAAACGGUGUACAGUUAGAUAGAAUCCGAACGAAGGAUAUAAUUUCCAUAAUCGAGUCCCGGUUCAAUUACCUACUGAUCAUCGUUACCUAUUAUUAUAAUAUUGUGGUUGCGGAUAUGCACUACCUAAAAAAUAUAAACUCGUUUGCGCGCAUGAUGAUAGAAAUACCUAAUAAUAACAUACACCGAAGGUGUCUCGCGAUAAUUAUUAUUAUACUGUUUAAUUGCAUUUUUAAUAAAUUGCAACAGCGAGAUGACGCUUUUCAGGUAAAUACGUCUUGAUCCAAACCCGGUUUGACCGCUAUAAUAGACUGAUCCGCAUGUAUACUAAGUAGGUGCAUGUAAUACCGGUUUGCUUAUACCGGAUAGUACACAUUCUAAAGUUUUUUUUUUUUUCGUUGAUUCCGGUACCAUAAUGUAUAAAAAUACUAUUACUGAUAUAAAGAAUUUAGUAAGGUACUCAUAUGAUUAAUAUUAAUCGUUCCGCUUUCUUAUGAUGAACCGUGGUCCAUCAUUUCGACGGUUACUAAAAUAGAUAAGUGAGGUAGGUACCAUAAAACCAAGACGAGAUAAUAUUAAAACGUAAUGAAUAUGGAGUUGAAGAUGAGUCCGAAAUAACCCGUGUUCUAGCGCCAUUGGUUUAAAAAAUAUAAGAAUUGUAAAAUAUUACGUAUCAGCUUUUUUUUUUUUACCUUUUUUAGUAUAUUGUCUAGUCAUUCUAGUCUCGAAACCGUAAGUUUUCAUAAUUUUUUCUGUUUAAAUAAUACAUUUAGCGAAACGAAUUUUCACGUAAAAUUGCAAUGAACAACGUAAAGUACCCAUAUACACAUGGAAAUAUUGGUGUUGAUUUAACAAUAGUCAAGAUAUUGAAUAUAAAUAAGUUAAAUUAAGGAAUAUUUUUUUUAUAAUAAUAAAUAAUUGUAUAAUAAUAUUUAUUGGCCAUCUGUAGAAAUAUUUACAUAUAAUCACCACUUAUUGGUGAAAUUGGAGUACUAUCAAUAAAAUUAAUGAUUAAUUAAGAUAAUAUGAACCGUUGAUAGAAUAGUAAAAAUAAGAAAAUAAUAUUAGACAGAACGGUAUUAUGGGUCAACUAAGGAAUAAAACAGUUUUACUAGGUUCACUUCAUGUACAAGUGCUCUUAAAUGUUAGAGAUAUGUUUUAGCCAUAAUUUAACACACUUUUUAUAUUGUGUGUAUGAUUUACAAUUUAUGAUAUGAGACGGGGAUUUGUUUAAUAGUUUAAUAUCUAUCUGUAAAAAACAUAGGCUUGAUUUGAGCGUUUGUAUAGUAGGGAUCUCUAAAUUAGUUUCCUGUCGUGUAUUAUAGUAUGCUGGUUUUAAUUAAAUUAAAUUAAAUUUAUAUGUGAAAUAAAGUGCAUUUCUUUGAAAUUAUUUUUGUACAGAGAAAACAUUAAAUUCCUCGAAUAAUUGUAUAGAAGGAUGUGUUUUAGGUUAGUUUAAUAUUAAUUUAUUAUGCUUUUUUAAGCUCUCAGUAUCUUGUUGCAUGCAUUUGUAUUACAUAUUACGACAAUGGCAUGCUGAAUUGAAUUACUUAUAAGUUAGAGUAACACAAAUGUUUAAAAUUACUCAUAACUAAUAUUAUUUUAAAUUUACGUUAUGCUUAAAUUUAUAUCAAAUUAUCUUAUAUUAAUAAAAAAAUAUACUAAUAUGACAUUUUAAUAUUAUUAAUUUAAACAAAUUUGAACAUUAAUUCUGAGUUGCAUCAACAGUCAUGGAUGUCAUUUUGACCACCAUAAUAUAAUAUUCUAUAGAGAUUGGAUUUGAUAACUACAAUGAUGUUAAAUCAACUCCCAUUAUACUUUAAAACGCCGUGCGAUAAAGGGUAUAAUUUAUCGGGUGUCUAAUUUUAACGCAACUUUCCGCCGCCUUGGCCGCAUCGAAGAAUUUUCCAAGAUAUUGAUAAUCGCUGUAUAUGGAUCAUUGUUCGACGUUUGUGUGUGUGUAGUGUGUUUUUUUUUUUUUGCAUGUAACUUGUUAUUGGAAAUUUCUGUUAAUUUCUGUCUCCAAGUUCUUCGCGACAGCAGACUACAACGAUCGGUGAAAUAUUGUAAAUUUAUUUUUUUGUUAAUUUGUAUAAAUUUAUGCUAUCUAUGCGAAUAUGGAUUUGUUUCAAGACUAAGUACGUGUUGUAUCAAAUAAUUUAAAUAAAAUAUAUUAAAAUAGGUACGUGAUGUGUAAAACUGUGAAAUUAAACAGUACGUAUUUAUACUGUAUAUAAAUGUAUAUUGCAAAGUAAAUUCAUUAUUUUAUUAUAAAGUAUGGCAGCGUGUGCGAACAGACAAAUAUUGUAUUACAUAUAUAUUAAAUAUGAUAAAAUCAAUAAUAUUACGCAACAGUUAAAUACCCAUUUAAACGAUCAUACAUUAACAAUGUAGGUGGUAGUCGAUAGGGAUUAGAUAACAGCUGCUAGCGAGUUCGAUCCCCGCCGGGAUCGAUUUGAAAUUUGCGGGAUACCGUACCUUUUUUUUUACUUAAACGAUUUUUUUUCAACAUUCCAUUUAGUAGUUUUAACAUCUAACUGAAUGUAGAAUCAACACCAGAUUUCUGAGUGUGUAUUCACCCACAAUAUAAUUUGUUCCAAAUAAGGUUUUGGUUAUUUUAACUCAAAAUUGAAACUGAGAUAACUACUAAUUAUGUAUUUAAAAUAAAUAUAACGAUCAGCAUUUAGUUUUUGUUAAAUUAACAACAAAUUAGGAAUGGCUGGAAAACGACGUGCAGUUGUGCGUACCAUUGACACUUUCGAUAGUUGAAUCGACUACAUUAUUCUAUUAGUGUAUGAUAUUACUUUAUUCCUGUACGUAUAAUUCGGUUUCGUUAUUCCGACAGUUUUUGAAACACCGAAAGUUAUCGGUAAAACACGAUCGCGUAACCGCGGUAAGUUGAUUAUCUUCCGACGGUUUUUUUUUUUUGUUUCAUAUUAUUAUCACGCGAGAAGGAAAACCGAUUAAUACAAGGCACUAUAUAGUUUUGGACGCUAAUGGACAAAUCCUACGUAAACAUGCCGUCGUAAUUAAAUUCCGGUACCUAUGUGGUGAUUACACAAAACGAAAACAGUCUUUAAAUUAGGUAACGUAAUUUACAGUGUAUAAAAACAACGCACCUCUAUAUCUCAUCAGGGUAAACCCGUUGGCGAAAAAAGCACCGAGGGUAUUAAUCCCAUAUAGAGGUACUCAUAACAUUAAAUAAUAAUAAUAAUGGUAGGUAUAUCAUAAGUUGAAACUCCGCUGCACUGAUUCGCGUAUAAAUGAUUAAUUUACAACUCGAUCGGAAUUGAAUAUUACUACACUAUAUUUAUACGGAGGUAAAUAAUAAAGAUUGAAUCGAAUUUUAUUCGGUCCGAAAAAACAUGAUUUAACGAAAAUAUUCGGGAAAAAUUUGAUUUUACUCAUUCCGUUUCCCACUUGCAAAUUUAAUAAUUUCCGUGGAUUUUUGUGUAUUAAGUGAAGUUUUGUGUAUCGAUAAUUAAAAAACCGUUUUGUUGACCUUGUCAAGCCGUUUCGGAGAAUAAUCUAUUUUGACUCGAGUGCAGUUCAAUUAUUUUAAUGUAGCUGGUAACAGGUGCAAUUCGACUAUCCCCGUAAAUAGAUAUAGGUAUGGCAAAUGAAACUUUGCAACGAUCACGUCCUUAUUUAUGUAUAUAAUAUAUAUUGUUUUGUAGUUUUUACUAUACCUACCAAAUGACAGGGUUUUGUUGAUUAUAGUGUAUUUUAUUUGUUGAUGAUAAUAAUAAUAUCACAGGGGGAACCUUAUACUUCUUAAUCAUUAAUCACCGCGCGAAACAAUACUAUUAUACUAUUAUUAUUGUUGAAACAUUCGUAUUUUUUACCAUUACUAUUUAUUGUCAUUGGCUUAUAUUAUUAUUAUUAUUAUUAUAAUUUGUGCUAAUUAGAAUUCUAUAUAGACGGCCAAAGCCAAGACUGUAUAAUAUAAUAUUAUUGUUGUAAUUAUAAAAAUUUAAUGUAACCUUUUUUUUUAUUUUGACUUUUCACAUACCACAAAAAUACGUAAUCCGGGGGCUUGGGAGAACAUGGGUAUUAUUAGGUAUUACAUUAUAUAGGUAUCUAUAGCAAUAAUAAUAGUAGUUGACUGUGUGUCUGACGACGAAACCGCACUACUAUAAUAAUAUUGUGGUCAUUCAGUGUCGUAAUACGUUUUUAAAUAUUGUACAGUAUGUCACCUUCUCUAUGUGUGUAAUGUGUGUGCUGCAUGCAGUUGUAGUGUGCCAUCGCGUACGGCGAUUACCUAUACUGAAAUUCGUGACUUAUUAUUACAAUAUAAACGUUAUAGCCCGACAGAAAACGAUAAAAUUAAAACGAAACAAAACAAAUAACAACUAGUGUCACGUAAAUGAAUGCUCGUCUAUAUUACAUAUAAUAAUAUAUACGUCCUGGCGAAAGAACGCCGGUGUUUUAUUGGAUCGGCCCGGGUGGACGGACGCUCUCUAUCCCUUUGACCCAGACUGAGGAAUAGUAGUGUGUAGUCCCGUGACGUCAACAGACUACCCCACUUGUCCCGUUGGCAUUUUUGCUUGUUGGACGGCCAAACGUGCGCGGCCUACGUCAGCACGAUGAUAUACAGGGUGUCCCGCGGCAAUCGGAUAAAUUAAAUUCCGAUUAUUCUUCGCUGUUCGAUAUUUUAAAAUUUUUUUUUUCUCUCGUAAUCAUUACUCGAAUCUCGAGCUACGAUUCCCUCUAUCCAAUUUAUUUUUUUUUAACUAAAAAUAAAAAUAAAACAAAAGUAUACGAAAAUCUUGCCCGGAAAAUACGAUAUUUUACAAAAAAUAUACAAUUCUGGAUUCCUGGAUAUAUUACAUCGAGUUAUAUUUUCAAUAUUUCAUAUAUUUUUUUCCUACGUUAGUUACCUAUAUGUAACAUGUUAUUAUAUUAAUGUAAAUAUUAACGAAUGCGUGUUUUUUUUUUCGUUUUUUUUUUUUUUUUUACUCCAGUAAAAUCAAUAAAAUAUAUGUUCCUCCAAUCGUUUCUGUUCUCGUAUAGUACCUUUAUAACUUUCAAAUUUAAUUCGCAUUCCGUGUUUAUGAAAUCAAAUUAUAUAGCAUAACAUUUUAGGGUACGAGUUAAAAUUAUAUACGCGUUUAAAUUUGUUCGUUUUAAUUUACUUGCGUUUUAUUCUAAACGCUAUAAUUUUCGUUCCUUGUUGUACAUAGGUCUUGUAUAAAAAUUAUGAAUAUGAAAAUAAUUAUAAUAAAAAGAAAAAGCUGAUACUGCUAACUUGUGUGUCGCUGUUGGUAAUGGAAAGUUGCUUAAGUAGAAUACAUAAAGCAUUUACUUUAUAUCCGAAUGAGAUGAUAAAUCAAUGCUAUCAAUGAUAACGCAGUACUAUUCUGAGUGAAAUUCUAUUAAAUUUCUUUUAAAAUGUCGUGAUUCUUAUGAUUAUCGUUAAAAUUGAACUUAAAAACCUUUUUUUAAAAAAAAAAACUACUUCAUAACAAUGAAGUUUCUUUGGACUACAUUGGUACAAUUUAUAGUAAAUUUCGAGUAAAAUGUUCAAACAUUUCUGCACAGCAAAAACAAUUCACCUAAAUACAAUUAAAAAAAAGAUUCAAAAAUGGCAAAUACUUAUCGAUAGCAAAAAAAAAUCUAACCUAACCGUGUUUAGAUAAGAUUAUUAUUAUCUGUAUGUGAUUAUUUCAAUUUUUAUGGUUAUUUUUAAUUAAAUUACAACAAAAACAAAAAAUGCACCAAUAAGAUCCAAAAUGCUACAGAAAAGCUCUUGUCAAUUUUCGAUUGGAACAAGAUUUCCGGUAGAAAAGUUGUUCGUAUACACAGAAAGUAAAUAAAUAAGCACACAUCAUAGUAAGACUAAUGCAUUCCUCGCUUCGCACAGAAUCUGAAACAAUAUUAUAAUAUGCUAUAUUUGAUAUUUUAAGCUUAGCUGAGCAUUAUGAAUACGUUAAAAUCAUUUUCCAAAUGUAGGUCAUAUAGGUAUACCUACCUAUAUUAUACGAAAAAGAGCCCAAUGGAUUUGUAUAUAUUAUAUCGUUGAUAAUGUUGACUAUAUUAUGUUUUUUUUUAUUAUUCAACAAUACCCUAGUGGAGCUAUUGUAGAAUUGAAUAUUUUAUUUAAAAUAUAUAUAUAUAUAUAUAUAUAUAUAUAUAUUAUUUAAAAUAUAUAUAUAUAUAUAUAUAUAUUUAUAUAAAACACGAAACUUUAGACGAUAUAUUAUAUUUUUUAUGUAUAUAUUUGGUCCCAGGGAAGAAGGGUUUUUGUCAAAUGUGUAAAGUUUUCAAUGCAAGCAAAUUCAUCUUUAAAAAUAUACACAUUUGUACAACUAAGUCUAAAAAAUUAAGGAAAUUAAAUUUAAAAAAAAAAAUUGCCAACAAUUAUCUAAAAUCUUUCCUCGGGAUCAAAUAUUCAUUAGCCACGGCAUCGACAAAACGUUCGUGUCGUUUUUGUUUAUUUCGCUAUGUUAAUGUGAGAUCAAAUUAUGUUUGAAGCCUCGACUUUUAAAUUUAAUUACAACGAAGGACAUUUUAAUUAACCGUUAUAUACACGGUUGCGGUAUUACUUUCGUUAACUGUCAUUUCAUUAAAAUAUAUAUAUAUAUAUAUAUAUAUACACGAAUUCGAGUUUGUAAAUUCUAACAUCCUUUUGUAUCAAUUAAUAUACGUACUAUUAUUAUUACGAAACAUAUUCGCGUGGACGUGUAGUGUUCGGACGAAAAUUAUUCUCGAUUAUACAACUUUUUUUUUACAUUUUAGACUUUAAUCAACGAGACAAAUAUUUUUUUCCCGAUGUUUAGAUAUUUGUGUUUUUGUUUUUGUUUUUUUUUUUUUUAUUUAUAACUAACAAUACCUAAUGAUUUUUUGUCCAAGACAAAUAUAAUACCUAGUUAAGAAAAGUAAAAAUACUAUUCAAAUUUAAACCUGAGAUAAACCAACCUAUAUAUUUUGUUAGUGUUUAAUUUACAUAAAAAAAAAAAAAUAAAUACAUUUGGCAAAAAUCCGAACGAGGCCUGAGGUCAUCGUUCGUACAAUAUGAUGGUUGAGAAUUCAAAACUGAAAUUACAUCGAUAAUUAUUAUAGUAGUGACAAUUUUAUUUUGGCACUUGUUACGAUCAACAAAUAUUCUUUGUUUAUUGUUCUUCAUAUAUUUACCCUAUUUCAAUAUAUUAUUAUUUUAUUUAAUUAAUCCUUUGAUAUUAUACAAGUUAUAAUAUCUAUACCUACAUAAUAUCUAUAUACUAGCUGAUACGUAAAUUAUUAUUGUAUAAAAUAAUAUAAUAUUAUAAAUGUAUUGAUAAAUUGAAUUGUUAACCGAACAAAUUUUGUAUACACAUGCGAUGAGUAUAUAAUAAAUUAUUAUUGGAAUAAUUAACUUUUUUCUUUUGUGUCUAAUACGGGUAGACAUGCAAAAACCCUUCAAAUUCAUCAAUAUUCUAUAAAUGAAUAAAAAGUGCAUCCUGCCUUAUCGUGUAUAUUAAAAAUAUGUUCUUUAAUGUAUUGAUUCAAUAGCUUAUUCUUAAUUUAUUAUUAAGAUAGUUAGACUUUUAUAGGAAAUUUCUAUUGUGGGAGACCUUUGUAAAAGCAAAGUUUAAAUUCUAACACAGGGUGUUUUAAUUUAUUGUUGUAUUUUAGUAUUGUUUUUUUUUUAAUUCAAUAAAAAUCAAUUUUGACAGAAACCGAUUACGUUAUUAAAUUAAGGUUGAUAUUGCUUUAUUAUGAAUUGGUUUGACACUAUACUAUAAAAUUAAUAUUUACGUUUAGAAAUUAUUAUAAAAGAUUAUUACAUUGGAGUUUGAUAAAUAAAACUCUUAUUCUUUUAAUUACAAAUCCCAUUGAAAUAAAUAAAUAUAUAUAUAUAUAUAUAUAUAUAUAUAUAUAUAUAUAUAUAUAUAUAUUAACUAUGAAUAUUUGUGUAUAGUUUUAAUGAGUUUUAAAUCGGUUUUUAUAUAUAUAUAUAUAUAUAUAAGUUUCUAUGUAUAGUUUGUAAUUUAUUAUAAUAUUAAUAUUUCUGUAUUUAUUAUAGCUUAUAGUAAUUUCACCAAAAUUGAUUUUUUUUAUUAAUUUAUUUACACUUUUUUUAUACUUAUAAUUAAACUACAGUUCUAAAUACGCAAAUAGAAAAUACUUGGGUUCGGUCACCUCCAUCUUAAUUCCACUUGACCCAAUCCCCCCAAAUUUUUCUCACAUACACCCGCUUCAUCUCAUUCUAAAUUGCAUUCAACCACCUCUUUUUCGGUCUUCCUCUCCCUCUCUUUCCUCCUACGUCUAUUUUCAUCUAAUUCUUACUGCUUCUGAUUCCUAUCUUCUCAUGGCAUGACUAAACCAUCUAUUUUCUGUUAUUUUGUUCACUAUCAAAGCCACACCUAAGCUACCUCUUAUUUAUAUAUUCCUUAUCCUAUCUUCUACCAUCACUCCAUUCAUCCACCUAAGCAUUCUCAUCUCUGUUACACUCAUUUUCUGUUUCAUUUUUUUUUGUCUACCACCCGACACUGAACUAUACAACAUAGCCAGUCUCAUCAAACAUUUUUAGAACCUAACUCUAAGUUCCAUUAUAAUUCUUUUGUCACAUAAAACACCUGAUGCUUCUCGCCAUUUUAUCAGAACACACUUAAUUCUAUGUUCCAUAUCCUCAUCAAAGACACGGUUUUUUUGUACAAAAGGUACACUCCUAGGCACAAUCUUAGCUACACUUAAAACUUUUAAUCCCGCCUAUUAUGUCACCGUUUAUUAUUGAAAGCUUUCUUGCCCUGUUCCUCUAAGUUAAUGCACUGUUUUCAGGUGCAUACUGGGGCCGGCCGGGAUACCAAGAAUUUCCCGGUGGGCCCUUUUCACAUAGACCCUGAUUUAUAUAUACACGUUUUCUUAUUCCUAUUUCUUUAAAUUACCUAUUGAAGCUUUGAAAUUUAUUAAGUUGGUAGGUAAGUAGAUUGAUAUUUUAUAAAUGCUUAUGAUUUAUGUUUAUAAGUAGGUCAUAUUUAAUAAUUUCCCGGUACAAAGAUAGAACUCAGUACGCCUCUGACAGUUUUAUUUCUACUUAGCCUUAGUUCCUUUCCUUCAAAUUUUACUCUCCAUUUCUAAAGCCUAUUGUUAACUUAUUCUAGAUUUUACAUAACAAACUUCAUGCACAAAUAUAUUAUAUAAAUUUAUAAUUAAAUCAUUUUGAACAAUUUUUUUUUUGAAAUUCAUUGGUUUAAAUCAUUUAACAUGCCUUUUAUAUUAUUUAUUAUUAUGCAAACAUUUUAACGUUUUUUUUAUAAAAAAAAUAUGACAUUAUUUCCAUCUGGUUUUUAAAACAUUAACUCAAAUAUUGUAUUAUAACUAUAUAAUGAUAUUAUUUAUACUAAAAUUGCAUUUUAUAGAAAAUUUAUAAAUAUUAAUAUCAAAAACCGAAACUUAAUGUACUUUAUAGCUCACGAGUUUAAAAAAAAAACCCUAACUCUACAAUAGUAAAUAAAUAUCCCUGUAAAUAUAUAGUUCCUUUACUCCGAUCAAAAUCAAAAAUUUACGAAUACCUAUACAUAUUAUCCAUCGAAAUAUAUUCAUAAUAAAUUUCUUAUUAUAUCGAAAAUGUCCUAGAGGAUUUGGAGGUAUCUAUAUUAUUAUCCGUUAAACAUUUUUUUUUUUUAUAUAUAUAUACUCAAUUUUCCAUUCAAAUUGUAUCUGUUAUAUAUGUACACCGAACGGUAGAUAAUAUAAUAUGCAAAUAUAGAGCUAUUUAGUAGAUAGCGCUACCGUAUAAUAUCAGGUGUAACCUAUAUUUUACAUUUAUUAUACUUAUACAUAUGUGUAAACAGUGUGAUCAAUCCUCGAUAAGACACGAAAAGUAUUAACUUUUUCGGAAUUUUUUAAUAUAUAAUUUAAUUAACUAGCAACUCUAGAAAAUUACAAUAUAACUAAUGAAAUAAUAAAGUAAAAAUAAAAUUAUUAAAAUGGUUAAUAUUCGUAAAUAAAUUAUUAUCAGAGAUGAAACCACUACUCAAUCUAUAUUUUAAAAUUCUAUAAAUAGAUUAAGUUUAAGUGUAAAUGUAUUUUGGUGUUGAAAUAAUUAAUUCCUUUUUUGUAUAAUAUAAAAUAUUAGAAAAGAUUAAUAAUUUCUAAAUAAUGAACGGAAGACACUCUGUAUACCUAUAUUCGUUUUGCGCGCGAGGUUCCAAUGCUUCCCAAACGUACAAAUUUAAAUACAUAUUUCAUUCAGUUCGAUUGGUUAUUAUAUAAUAUUAUAUAUAAUAUUGAAUUUCUAUAUAGACCAAUAUAACGUAAUAAUAGAAUAAAAUAUGUUUAAAACAAGUCCUAUGACACUGUGUGUUAUUUAAUAAUUCGAAACUUAAUAUUUUACUCGGAUUCCGCGUUUUCACUUUUUUAUUGGUUUUUUCUCUUUAUAUAAUCAUCUAAAAUACAAGGUUACUUAUAUAUGUAUAUAUUUAUUUUUUAAUAUUGCCUAUGUUUGAUAAAAUAUGUAAAAAACUGAAGACAUAUAUUAUUUACCCGCUUAAAAUAAUGUAAUAUAAAUCAAAUUUAUCAUUUCAUUUCGUCAUCAAUUAUCAUCAUUCGCGGGGCGAUAAAUUACAAUUACGAUUUAACGGAGUUUUUAUUUUUUACACAAACUAAAAUACGCAUAAAUAUUGUGAUAAAGACAAGUCGUACCAUCAUAAUAUUGUAUACAAUUCAAUUAAAAGUAAUUUAAACGAGUUCAACACCCUAUGCGUAUGAUAAAAAAGAAAAAGAUGAAUAAUAUUUUGGUUGGGCAUAAUAUGUUUUGCAUAUUGUUUGAAACAUAAAGAAACAGUAAUUUAAGCUAUGUGUGCUAAAAUGGCAAUUGAAAAAGUAAAAAAUAAAUAUUGCAACAAUUUGUAAUGUGUAUAUUGUGUGAUGUAUACAAUGACUGUGCAGUAGUGUCCCGGAUAUAAUCAAUGAACUCGCUGUAGUCCCGUCUGCAGUUGAUUAUAUAUGUUUAUAUUUUUUUAGAGCAAGGUCCCCUUUUAUACCGUAUAAUACCAAUUAUAAUAUAUCAUUAGGUCGGUAUGUAAAAAUUAAAUGUAUUUUUUAUUAAUUUGACGAGUCUAAAUUAUUGUUUUGCUUUCGGUCUGUCUGGAUGUCGCCGUAGCAAUGUUUCAAGGCAUCGCCUUGUAAUAGUAAUGAAAUUCGUCGUAUUCGGACAUAAUAAACUUUACUAUUAAAUGCGCGUAUACUAUUAUUAUUGUACUUAUCUAACUAAUAUUGUAUAUAGUUCUUUUAAAUAGUUACUGCAAUCUGAAAUCGUUCAAAUACUGAUUGAAUGUGUUUUAUUGCAUCGAGUAUUAAAUCGACAAUAAAGUUCCGCUGUAUUAUAAAAGUGGUUUUCUUAUACUUGGAUUUGAAAAAAAAAACCUUAAAAGCACGUGCUGUUAUAUGUGUAAAAUUAUAGGUACAAUUUUAUUUUAUGGUAUGAACGCUGAAUACCUUUUAAAAGUUUCUCCCAUCCUCGUCCAGUCACUCUCCUAAUCGCCCAACUGCCGUUAACAAAAGAACGUUGAAUUUAAUGUAUAAAUCCAUUUCACCAGCGUAAUAUAACGAUGAAUGCAAGUUAGUUAAAUUUUUAAUCGUAAACGUAAAAUAUUUAUGUGUACUUAAUAAAUAAUAAUAAUAAUAUUAAUUUGUCGUCGUCCCGUCCGGUUAUUUCAAUAUUUUUAAUACUACAAAAGAUUAUAAUAAUAAAUUGAAACAUUACUAAUUUUUAAACUAUACGUAGUGUGAUUUUUAUUUCGAUUGAAGUAACUUAAUUUUUUUAUCAUAUCUACCUAAUGAGAAUGUUUAACAAGCUGAUAAAAAAAAAGAAUAAUAAUAAUAAUUUAAUGGUUUACUAAUCACGUGUAACCUUUGCAACUGCAUGAUUAAAUAUAUUCAUCAGUUAUCACUGUAAAAAUAUAAACCGCUCAGAUUAGAUUAAAAAAUAAUAAUAACGUAUAUGUGAUAAAUAGUAAUAAUUAGACGUAUCCCAGAUAUUUGUAUAAUAUACGUAUGAAUUGUACGAAUGCAUAUAUGUAUAGAAUAGGAUUUUAUUGUAUUGAAUUGGUUUUAGUGUUUUACUAUGAUAAGUGCUUCCUUUUUUUUUUUGCCUCAGUGAACAAUUUUACUACCAAGAUGCUUGAAAUUAGGUUCAUUCUAAGUUGUAUUUAGUGACCAAAAAAAAAAAAAAACUUGAGUGUAAUGCAGUAAUUUUCUUUUUUUAAAAUCUUAAAAAUCGCGGCAUUUCAAGAUGAGUUUAUCCGAACUUCGCCCAGAAUCGUUAUUCGAUAUAACGACGGGUUAACGUUUCGUACAGAUACGAAUUAAAUAACUAUGUAUCUUACUUUUUCAAUUUCCCGCCUAUAAACAAUGGCACACCCAUCAACACUUUCAACUCAUCUUUUUAUUAUUUUUUUUUUUUGUAUAAUUUAUUAUUUAUUUUUGUUUAUACUGAAUUUAUACGUUUUUAUUGAUUUAUUUGUUUUUAAUAUUCUCAGCAAUUUACUAUCCUUAACUCAACUAAAACCGAAGAACCUUGCGUAUUGUCGACAAACUCAAAAAUGUAAAUAAUUAUUGUACCUACCUACUUAGUAUGUUAGGUACCUAUAAUAAGUUUUAAAAAGCUAUUGUACGACCACCGUGCAUCUUUAUAUAUAAAUAGCGAAUUAAAUAUCUAAACAUUAUCAUAAUAUUUAUAAUUUGAUCUGUAAUUGAAUGUUAUAUCGAAUAAUAUUUAGAUAUUAAUGUUAUUAACUGAUACCAUAAUAAUAUUCCCGAAUUAAUCGUACAAUUGUUAUAAAAUAUAUGGAUUUAUUCGGAUUUAAAUUCCGCUAUCGAUAAUAGUUGUAAUAUUAUUAUGUGGACGCAAUAUCUAUUAAGAUUGUGUCACAAAUAUAUUAUAACGAUGCUACAGACAGACGGUUUCGGUAACUUAUUAUCUAUUUUAUUCAUUUUCGAGAGUAAGAAGACAAACCAAGUCUCAUUAAAAAUAUUAUAUAAAUAAUAAUAAACUUAGGAAAAUGUUUUUAAAGUUUUGUGUACGUCAUGGUUUUUCAUUGUUACGUGUGAAAGACCAUUGAGUAAUAUUCGACAAUUGUAUUCUACACUUAGGUAAAAAGAGAUUAGGGAAACCAAAAAUCAUAGUCCAUACACUAUGAACCUGUUAGUAUUUCCAUUUUGAUACAUUAUACAUAUGCAUUACAUUUUUCUUUAUAGUCUAAUAAACAAAUUAUGAUAUUAUAAUAUUUAAUUUACAGCGUGGUUAUUGUAUGAUAAACCAGUCAUUUUCUCAAAGGAUUUUAAGGAUUUUAAGGAUACCUAUUUUUUUUUUAUUAUUAUUAUUUUUAAUCAUUGUGGAAUCAUUUAAGUUUCAUUUUAAAAUUAUUUUUAAUUUCCUACUCCUAUUCCAUACAACUUACAAUUAAGGUUAUACUUUUGAUUUUCAAAUAGGAAUCCCCCUCUAUAAUAAACGUAUCAUUUAAAAAUAGAUACGCAAUUUAUUAUUAUUCCCUACUCCUCUAGUCGAAACUUUAAACUAUAAUUGUAUAAUUUAUACACUGUAAAUCUGAUAAUAGUGUUAUGCAUAUCAACAUUUCCAAAAAUGUAUUCUCUAUUUGAAUCUAUGAUUGGAAUGGGGCAGGGGUUGCUAUUUAAAAAUCCAAAGUGAAUAAUUAUUUCGGGUAUAAAUAGGAGGGGUAAAAAAUUGAAUUUAGUAUUAAAAUAAGGCUUAAACGAUUCCAUAAUGAUUAAAAAAAAAAACCGAAAUCAAAUUCACUUAAAAUCUCCGAGAAAAUUGCUGGUUCAUGAUAAAUGAAUCACUCUGUAUAAAGAGUAUUGGACAGCAUAAGUAACUAUAAUUUAAUGAUUCAAUAUAAUAUAAUUUAUACAAUUUUUACAAUUUAUACAAUUUAACUAGUAUUUUUGAUAACUAAACUCCUUUUUUUUCUCUGUCUGUUUUGUAACACUAUUAAUAAGCAUUUAUAAUUAUGAAAUUAAUCUAUAGUGUUUAAUUUCGUUACAUGUUUGUAAUUUAGGCUGCACUCGAAUAAAUAUAAUUACAUUUAUGUACUUUGUAAAUAAAUUAAUCUAAAAUCGCUCGUCAAUAUAGGCGAUAGAAAACUGAAAUUGAAUUAAAACUCGUUUAAUAUCAUAGGCGUUUCAAUAUUAUCGUAAAUUAUUAAUUGUAUUGUUAUUAUUGAAGUACCUACAUCAAUAUUUUAUUAUCGGUGCGCACUUAUAAAAUAUUCCAUUUCCCGACUAAAUUUUCACUUUGAAUGUGCGGUUCGUUCAUUUGAUUUAUCUAUGUAUUAUUUAUUUAUAAAAUAGUUUUAUAGUAGCUCAUUAUUAAUAAUAAUAUUAAUAUUAAUCUCAUAUUAAUCUCAUUGGUAGGUAUAGAUACCUAUGAAUCUACCUGAUUUUUCUUCUCAGAUACUUGUUUAUUUUAAUUGUGUAGUAGUUAAUUUUUUUUUUUUUAUAUACAUUUCUUAGUACACAAUUUAAUUUGAAAAAACAUUUAAGACGAUAUUUUAUGUGAUUGUUUUUGUUACAACGCUGUGCUAAACGGUUAUUUUUUAUAUUGACAGAAAAUGGGGUCAAUGUUCAGGAGCGAGGAAAUGGCCUUAUGUCAGCUUUUCAUACAACCAGAAGCCGCUUACUCAUCUGUGGCCACAAUGGGAGAAGUGGGCGUCGUACAAUUUCGAGACGUAAGUAUGCACGUCUGCACACAAAAAAGUUUGACAGAUAAACGCUUUUAAAAGUUGUAUGAAUAAUAGCGGAACUUUUUAUAUUACACACGCGGAUAGUAUAAUAAAAUUUUUUGUUUUUUUUUAUUACUCAGUUUAAAAUUUUACGUGGUUUUUAAAAAAUCUCGCAGCUAUAAGAAAAAACGGGGUAUACCUAUAUUAUACACUUCAUUAAACAUAUAUAAUGUAUAUAAACAUAUACAACAUAUACAUACUAUUGUAUUUACCUGCCUUAUAUUUUUAUCAAAACUUGAAGAGAUCGAGAGAUCUAUAAAAUCUUUAAAAUCCAAAAUUAUGCAAUUCAUAUAAUAUAUAUUAUGGUAUAUUUUUAUAAAAAAUAACCGUAGCCAUUUUCUAACAGUAAUGAUGACUGCAACGGCGGUACAUUGCACAGGUUUAUGGUACUACAUGGUUGUUAAUUUUAUUUGUUUUAAUCCAUUGACCUGGGUAAGUAUAUUGUAUUUUUUAUAUCCAUCGCCGAAUAUUUUGCAGAACGAUAGCAGAGUUCGUAUUACAUGUAUUAUUACCCUACUGCAAAAUAUUAAAAUACACAAUAAACAAUGAUAGUUUACUAAAUCAACACCUUGCAGCUGUGUUUUAUAAUGCUGGUAUUUUAAUAUAUUUUUCGCUAAUCAUUUGAAACGCAAAAAAAUAAUCAUUAAACUGAAUCUCUCGUUCAAAUUAUGAGUCUAUGCUGCUUCUUAUUAUAUAUAUAUAAAUACAUCACGCUGCUAGUUGAUGAUAUCAUUUAGGUUAGGUUAGGUGAAGUACCUUCAUAUUAUAACAAUAUUCAAAUUUAACGCAGAAAUGGUAGAUUAAAAAAAUUGAUAAAUUAUAAUAAUUAAUUUCGAUAUCGGUAUGGUAUGUAUAAUAGAUAUGAUGUAUCAAAAAUAUAGGUAUGCAAUAUAGGAAAUAUCAAAAUUACUGUAGGUAGUUAAUAUUUUGUUUUACAUACAUUUUUAAUUGAAAAUUCGUCUAACCAUAAUAUGUUAUAUUAUUAUAACUUUUUAUACAUCAAACUACAGUAACGUUACGUUUUCAAAAGUUUAUUAAUAUUAUUAUAUUGUAUAUGUAGGUAUAUUAUAUUAGUUAAAUUUUAAAUUUAGAUUUAAAUUUUAGAAUUUUAAGAUAAUUUUUACAAUUGACAAAAGUUGUAUCAUUAGGUUGUUGUUCAUCAAAACAUUUUAGGAAAAUUUGGAAAGCCUAGGCCAAUUUACUUAAAAAAAAUAACUGGUCGCGUUUCUCACUACUUAAAUUUUUUUUGUUACUUUUUUCAUUAUUUUAAAAAAAAAUAAUCACUAGCAGUCCCGCACUGUCUACUUUACAUAUUAACGUUUUAUACGAGUUUGAACUAAUAAUAAGAAAUAAAAAUGUAAAUAUAAGUUGUUGACAUUAUGCAUCAUAUAACAUAAACCAUUAUGUAUUACAUAAAUAUUUUUUUCAUUUUUAAUUCUAAAAGGUUAAGAUACUUUUAUCUUUAAAAAAAAAAAGUAUUAUUUGGCCAAUAGUUUAGAGAAGAGGAGAGCGAGGGUAAAAUAAAGGAAUAAUUUUAUUGAAGUAUGGAAAGCAUUUAUGUAUAAAAAUAAUUGCAUUCGAAAAUAAACGAUUUUGCUUUGAAUUGAAAUAUCGUUUUACCUACAUAGCUUUCAUUUUUUUUUUUUUUUUAAGUCUUCGAUUUUGUAUGAAUAUCGAGCUAAAAAAAUUGAUCUUUUUGAAUAAAACAACUACAUUAAGUCAAAUAUCUAUACAUAAUAAAUGAUGUGAUCAAAAUGGUUGAAACAUUUUUCCCGCUCCAAAAAUCGUUUACAGAAACCAAAAAUUAAAAAAAAAUGUUAAAUCGUUGUGCUCAGAAUCCAAAGAGCAACAGCGGACAUAUUUUUUAUUCGAAUUUCAUAACAAUUAAUGCAUUCAAUAAACCACCCCAAGCGCAACUCUAAUCGCGACUGUAACUCCCAAGUUAAGAACUACAGUAGUCUAAAUAUACUACUUCAUCCUCCUAUAAUUUUUCAUUAUUUUCCGAGCAUUUAACAAAAAUUCCGAAAAAUAAUCUCUAAAGUAUCUAUAUUGCCCUUGUUAAAUUACAUAUAUAAUAUUAUAGCUAUCGUAUUAUAUCUAUUACUUCAUCUAUCGUAGUUAACACUUUUUGAAUACACUUUACGCACUUGUAAAUAUUAUUAAUCGAAAAAAUGCGCAUAGCUUUGUUAAACGAACGGUUUCUUUGUACCGUCCAGAAUUUAAAAUAUAAUCAUAACAAUAUAAUAAGUCAUGAUUAUCAUAAAAAGUAUUCGUAUAUUGCAAUAAAGACCAACAACGAGUAUACUAUUCAUUUUUAUACCCCUAUGAAUUGUUAUUGUGUUUGUUUGGUUGUAAUACGUUUAUCUUUAUUUGUGUAUAACUGCGGGAAUGUGUGUAACUAAACAUAAACAUUAAAAAAUAUUGUAGAUAUAAAGAAAAUAGCACAUUCUUAUAAACGCGUAUCAGUAAUUUUAACCAAACAUUUUUAAAUUUCUACAUAAAAUAUCUACUAUAAUCGCAUCAAUCGUAUAUCGUUUUAUUGUCAUAUUAUACAUUUUAUAAUAUAGUAAUCAAUACCGUUUUUAAAAAUACUAAAUUUUCAAAUUUAUAUGGUUAUACGAAAUUUUGAAAUACAUAUUUAUAAAGAUUAUUUAUUCGUUCUAAUAGGUAGUAAUUUUUUUUUUUUGACAUAGUUUCCAAGAGUUCUCGUUGUGUUCAAUACAUAUUAUUAUCAUAGAUUUAUUAAAUUGGUUAAAGUAUAUCGUCUACAACUAUUGUUUCGCAUCUACUAGUUUUUUUUUUUACCAUUUUCACAACAGUCAUUAUUAUCAUUUACUAGAAAAUGUUUAUCCGAACGAAUGCAUAUUUAUUUUAAUAUUACAGUGCCGCAAUUAUGAAUUCUAAGGCCUGUGUACAAGGAUUUAUUUUGAGGUCCCGAAUUUAAAUUCAAAUAUUUUACUUGACUGUUAACUACAUUUAAUAAGUAUUUUUUUAACAUUAAAGCCUACGUGGAAUCGUUUAUUCUUAGAUAAGUACAGGUAUUCUUUAUAUUAUAACUAUUGUAUAGUUAAUAUACUCUUAUUAUUAGCAAUACAUUUUAUUUAAAACUUUAAAAGCAAUUGCGGAAUUACAAAAUAUAUUUGAAAAAGACAAAUUUUAGUUUUUAGAUUUCGAAUUGGAUUUUUACAUUAUUAGGGUUUGUGUACACCCAAUUGUUGUAGCAUUGAUAAUGUAGUAUCCUGCAAUAGGUAAAUAUUGAAUAUUUAUUUGUAUACAUAAUUUGAAACUAGAUAGCAAAAUGACACAGUCUUAAAGAUAAUUUGUAUAUAUUUCUAUUCGUGUAAAUAUAUUUAUAAAUCGCUUAAAAUUAAAUUUAUAAGGUGUACAAUUUAAAUUCAAUAGGUAUUCUGCAGUAUACCCGCUAUUUAGAUUUAGAUUUUUUUACUGUAAUGGAAAUAUCUGCGAUGGCAUAAAUAUAAAAUAGGUAAAAUAGGUACGAAAUAUAAUAUUUAAAAAAAUACGUAAUUGUAAUCAUUAAAUGAAAUAAAAUAUACGUCCUAAUAUUAUAUAUAUAUGGAAUUGCAUAUUAUAAUGAUAUGUAUAAUAUGAGUGUAUUGUAGGUAAACACGCAAAAACUACUAUAAAAUCCUCUUUUAAUUAAAAUAUAGGUUUAAUUUCUAUCGAUUAUAAUUUUUUUUUUUUUACUUUCAAAAGUUCAGGGAAAUUAUUAAAAUGGCGUCCGCGUGAGUAUAAAAAUAUAAGUAAUUUUGCACGUUUCGCUGUUGUAUAUUCUCCGUAUCGAUUAGAUACUCUGAUCUGUUCUAUGCAUCGAAACAAAGUUUACGUAUUCCGAAUACGUAUUUUAAUUAAUGAUGAAAUAGUAUAUAUAGAUAAAAUUAUAGUUAUAUUCAUUGUUAAUAUUUUAAAUUAAAUAACGAGAUAUUUAUUAGUUAGGUUAGGUACCUACUCGAAUAAGCUCAUUAGUCCGAAUGUAUUUAAAAGUUAUAUUUUAAUAUCUUAAUGAAGUCGCCACGGCCUACCCUCCUGUACAACCAUAAGUCAAUAUAUAUAUGUGUGUUUAUACAGGGUGUUAUUUGUAAUUUAUCAACGUUUACCAAUAUGUUUGAUAAUAUUAUAACAUAGGUAUUCUCCAUUUGAUUUUUAUUUUUUAUUUUUAAUAAUAAUUACAUUUUAUAUUUUUUUCUAUUUAAUUUAAGAUGAAUAUUGUUUUUUUUUUCAACUAGGUAUAUACUUUUACAUGAAUUUUGGUAAAAUAGUUUCUACGAACGAAAUAAAUAUGAUUUUAUUCUGGCUCGCACAUAUAGGCUGUGAACGAGGUGAUUUUAAAGUACCCUUCUUGCAAGUAGAACAAUAAGAUAAAAUUCUAUUUCCACUAUUAAAUAAAUGCAUAAGUAUCGAUAUUUCGCUUAAAAAUUUUGAAAAUAAAAUUGUCUAGUUGACGUUAUGUAUUCGAAAGUCGGUAAUAUUCAUUAUUAAUUUAUGAAAUGGAAUUAAAAAUUAUGUAAUCAUAAACUACGAGGUAAAUAUGUAUAGAAUCUUUUAGCAACAAAAUUUAAAGUUUUAAAUUUACAAAUUGUUGGCAUUUGAUACAGGCAACACAAAUUUUUAUCUUUUUUGUAUAUUAUACUAUAGAUGCUCGUAUUAUAUAAAUGGACUCAAAUGAGAAGAAAGAGGUUGCUUUGAGAUUCCAUCAAAGUGAAAGUUUUUGAUAACACCCUUCCUUGAAUAUUUUUGCGGCUACGCACCUAUUACGAAAAUUAUAAUUCUACUCAAUGUAUUAUAACUUGUUAUUUAUCGAGAAUACAUUUGAGAAUAUAGGUAACGUUGUUAAAACUACACAAUUAUAAAUAUUUAUUCUAUCAUAAUAUAUUGUAGGUGUACUUUCUAAUUUCACCCUGUAUCUCUAGUUCGACUCAAUGAAAUGCCUUAUAUGUUUGUGUUUUUUAAAAGGUCACUGUAAAGUAUUGCGUGCAUCCGAUACUAAUAUAUAUUUGACGGAUGAAUAAAUAAUGACAUUGUUAUAAUAUGUUCAACAACAAACGUACCUUACCUAUAAACCGUAUUAUUAUAUUUAAAAUUAACUUUCUUUUUCAAUUGUCCACUCUAAAUGUCACAUCAUAAACCUCUCUUGACUACCGAUAUAUAGGUAUUGUAAAUUGUUAAAUUCGACAAAAAUGAAUUAUCGGGGAACAAAUAUACAUGUUUCCCCUAUAAAUUCUUAUUAUUAGUGUAUCAUUAUAUCAUAAAAUACAUUAGAUACCUAUACCAUUAAGUAAUAAAUGUUUUCGUUAAGUAUCCAAUUUGUAUAAUCAAUUUGACAUCGUGAAAUAAACUGCUGUUCUAAAUUAUUUUUUUUUAUACAAUAUGCCUAACCUAAUAAUAUAAACGAUACUUGUCGUUUCUAAAUAUUAAAAUUACUAAUGGUGUUUGCUAUAGUUUUAAACGUUAAUGCGUUUUUAAGAACGUCUCCCUAUUGAUGUUUAUUUAUUUAUGACAUCACUUAAACCAAAUUGAUUUUUGUUUAAAUAAAAAAAUAUAUGUAAGUAUGGAAGACAUAUAUUGUAUACAAUUUAUGGGUUCUACACAACGUUAUAUCGUAAAUAUUAUACAGUGAACUAUUAUAAGAUACCCUUAUAAAUACUAAGUGCAAUGUUAACUCUUAUUUAUAAUCAUAAUAUUAGGUGACUAAUAUUAUAAUUUCAUUUCUAAUACCAAUGAAGGGAGAAUAUAACGAUAAACUGAAAUCACUGUAUCAGAAACCGAACAUUAUAUAGAAGUUAUGAGAAAUGGGUCUGGAUAAGCCAACACUCUUUGCUUUAGAUAGUACUGGAAAGGAACCUGACAGACCACUCGGAGACCGAGAAUGAGAUGGGAAGACGCAGGCAAGAAAGAUGUGAAAGAACUAUAGGAGGAUUGGAUUGGAAAGGUUAGGUAUCGAAAUACGAACAUCAUAUAACACGAGAUCUGGAUGUACGGCGAGAUGAUAAUAUAGAAACUGACUUUGCACUCCAAAGAAAAAUAACAUAUUCUCAUAAAUUAGUUGUUCAAAAUUGAACUUUUUCUUUUUUUGAGGGGAGAAGGAAAGGAUUAUAUCCAUUGACAAUUUGUUUUAUUAUAGAAUAUAUAUAAAACUAAUUUUAUUAUUCGUAAACCUGGUGAAUUUGCUUAGCAACAUUUCAUUAAAUUUGAAAAUAAUUGAUCAAUAAUAUAUACAUUUUAAAUCUUAAAAAUUCACAUUCAUUAUUGAUUAUUAUCGACAUGUUUAAAAUAUAUAUUUUUUUUAAUUUUCGAAUAGGCCAAUACGUCAAUGGGACAUUGAAAAAUGACCAGAAUAAUAUUUACGAUAUUUGUUAUAACUAGAACUAGAUAAAUGCUUGAUGCGUUUUGUAAACCUCUGCUCGCUAAAUAUUUGGUUACGAACAUGUGCAAUUCAAAAAUAAUGACUAAUUGUGUACCCACACUAAAUUUAAAACUAUAUAGUCGGCCUUGGAUCGUUUUUCUAAUAAGAUAGGUUAGGUAGGUCGUUGGUAUAUUAUUAUAGUUUAAUUAUUGUCUUCAAUGUGUUUAACAAUAUUAUAAUUUUAAAUAUUAUUAUAGUAUAACUAUAUUUCGAGUAGAAUAUUAUUACGGAGGAAACUAGACGAUCGAGCGUCCAAUAAUAUUUCUAACCGCUGCCUAACCUGUCCCCGUGAGACCCAUUCGCGAAACAGUUUCUUGCCCAACACGCGAACACUGUCCGUUUUUUAAUUAAUCAUUACCUAAUGACUCGCGGUUAGAUCGUGACCCACUAAUAUAAUACUUCGUGUAAUACUUAAUACAUUGCCUAUGCAUAUAUUAAUCAAAAUCAAAAUGUAAUCUCCGAUGUCAUAUAUUAUUAUAUUAUAAUAUACAUCACAAUAAUUUACCAUCAGACGGUUAUCUAAAUUUGACAUUUUUCAAAUAGUCAUUUGGUCUAUUUUUCUUGAUCAUAAUAUUGUUCAGAGGUUUAACUUGGUCAACAUGGUAAACUAAAAUAAACUUGUAACGGCAAAAAUCUAAUUUUUAAAUCGUAACAGAAAUGAAUAAUGAUUUACCAUCUGUUCAUAAUUGAUAAAACCCUAGCCUGGGAUAAUAAUAUUAACUUCUACUGCCUCGUACCAUUUCUUCGAUAACCAGUAUACUGGUAAUAACCUAAAUAUAAAACAAAGAUUAAGCAAUACUGUAGUAAAUUUAACAAGUCAUGUUAAUUUAACAAACGUUAGUUUAUUAUUAUAUAUGAAUAUUUAAAGGUACAAAAAAUAAUUCACCAACAGAUAACUACAAGUUUGAUGCAACCGGGCAUAGGUCUUUAUUUUAUAACAAUAAUUAAACUUCGAUAUUAUUUUUUAUAUUAAAACGAUUGUAUACGUUGUGUUUGUUAUUAUAUAAACUAUACACUCAGGUCAGUAGGUCUGCGGACUCGGGGAAGAGAGGGAUUGCUUCAACAAAAAUAACCAAAUAAAUUACCAACUCGAUUCCCAAAACAACUAAAACACAUAUCGAGUUUUUAAUAUUAUAUUUUUUAGAAUUCGAAAUUAUUAUCGAAGUAAAUAAGAUCAUUCUAAGACCGCUUUUUAUUAUUUUACUGAACAGUUUUAUUUAUUUAUCCGCUUAAUUUCAUUAAAAACACGUAAUACACAAAGUGUCUAAAAGGUACCUAUUAUUAUAAAAAUUGUGUUAACGUGUAUUUAGGUGUCAUUGUUGUCUCGAGUAGACGUUUAUUUCGAUAUAAUCUUAAAACUAUUAAAAAUUAUUAACACUAACAUUCUUCGCACAAUCGAACACGUUUUUUUCCCCUUGAAAGACAAUAUUGUUCGAUUCCAUUAUAUUUUUACGGCUAAUCGGUAUGGGUACCUAUUGUAUUUCAAUUUUUUUUUUUUUUAUCUGGACACUAUAAUAUUAUUGCGUUCGUUGAAAACCGUCAUUCCAAGUGGAAGCUUAGCCCUUUAUUUACACCGUUUAUUGUUAAUUUUUCGGAAAACCUUUUCAAGUACCACUGUUACAGUGAUAAUAAUUAACUUAUCUUCGAAAUUUUUUAAGCGAGUGUUUAUAUUGUCGCUCCAAAAAAAAAGUGAAAUAAAACAAUAUACCUACGAAAUGCACUCAAAUCAAUAAAACAGUUCGGAAUCUCUUAAAUAAGUAUAGGUAUGCAACUCAUCACGUUGUAAAACUUAUAAAAAUUCGCUUUUUAUUGUUUUGAAUCACGUGAACGUUAAACCUAGUCGUAUAAAAAUUAUUAUUAUAACAAUACACUCGCUUCCAUUUCUUAUAAAAGAAAAUUUAACGACAGUUAUCAUUUGUCGGAGAUCGUAAUAAUAUAUAUAUGUAUAUAUAUAUAAGACAAGCUCCUAUUUCGUAUUUAUUUUACAUAUUAUUUCAAUUCUAUAUUUGUAUAAUAAAAACUAAUGAACACAAAAUUAUGUCGGUGUAAAAGUUUAUAUUUUCUAAAGUCUGUACGUUUAGAGAAACGGAGACAUGUUUACUAUUAUAUUUAGAUUUAAUUUUGUUUUAUUGCCUAGGCCUACAAUAUCGUCGGCGUAGGUAUUUACUUAAUAUUAUUUUGAAAUAAUUAUAAGGUUAAAUUUCCGAUCUACGUAAACAAGUGGGCGUUGUUAAUAUAAAAAUAAUUUUCUAAACCGGCAUAUACUUCGCAUCGUGAUGGGUGGCCCGUGAGUAACAGUUGGGAAGUGGGCAAGAUGUAAACGUGCCCCCUGGGAAAAUAUUGAAUAUAAUCAAACUGCUUCGUUGUGUUAUAAAGCUGUAAAAAGUGAUAUAAUUUUCAAAAAAAUUAAACAACAUUUAUGAAACCUAUUAAAUUAAUUUAAACGCAAUAAAAUUUCUGACCCCGAUUUCUCAUGACGUUAAAUUGUAUUAUUUAUAACGAUACAAAUUUAAAUUCUAUGACGUGUCAGUGUGCCCUCAGAUUCAAAUUCGCUCCCAAUUUCAGUCGUACGCCCGCAUUACUGCCAAUUAUAUUUGUUGUGCUCCGACCAUCGCUGUACGAUUGUCCGUUAGUAAUUUAUAUUCCAAAUUCUUCGGCAAAAGCUAUUGUAAAUUCGUUAAUAAUACAAAUCCAAAACUUCCGUCGCAACCGCAAACUCUAAUAAAUGUUUUUUUCCUCUAUUACCACCUCGUAAUGUCAACAUUUUCAUUUGAAUAUCUAACGUUUAUUUUAUAAUAUUUAGGGUCUUUAAAGAUCUUCGCAUUGUUUACUUUAUUAUUAUUUGUGUUGUUAAUCUCGUAAUUUAUUUUAUUUUGUAUUAAUUCCAUAUAACAUACUACUGUCUCCGUGAUAAUAUCGUUCGAAACGAGUGUUAUCGAUGUGGUAAGUUGUCGGCUGAUCGAUAACUAGAAUACACAACAAAUUUAGCAUCUGGUUUUGGAAAAGUGGCCCUAAAAUCAUCUUUACUGGUGAACUAGGUACUAUCCAUUUUUUUUUUCAGUUAACAUCGGUUGGAAUCAGUUAGAAUGAAAAACAUGCUUUAAUAAAAUAAUUCGAAUUAAUGCGCGUUUAUUAAAAUAGUUUAAGUUUCAACACGUCGCGUCGUCGAUUAUUGUUGUCCAAGUACAACAAACCUGACGGUGCGUAAUCGAAUUUCGUUCUAAUUCGUAUUUCAAACGACGACGGUACAAUACUUUAAUCUCCCCAUAAUAAAAUAAAAUUAUAAAUAAAAUCAACGAUUAUUAUAUGUUUUUAUUUUUUUUUUUUUUCAUAUAUAAUAUAGAUUAUUACGCGUAUCUAAUGCAAAUAAUAGGUAUUAUAAUAUUUUAAUCUUUGAACUCGGUAAUAGGUCAAUAAUUAUUAUAUAAUGCAUUACCCUGGCGUUCGUUGUGUAAACCCGAAUUAACUGUAUCAAAUUUGCGGCGUGUUUGCCAUGCAUUUUAGACCGCGCGAUAAGAGAAUACUCACGAAUCUUUUUAUCUGUGAAAAAGCCGUGUCGUAUAUAUUAAAAAUUAAACGUCUCGACAAAUUUAUGAAUAUCAAUAAAAUUGACCAAUUGAUCCAAGCGUACCCAAAGUAGUACAAUAUGCAGUAGCGGUUUUUUUUUACCUUGAAUCACCAAUUUAAUUUUCCACCCAUCCGUCCCAACCCGAAAUACUCCCAUCCUACCUUAAAUGUAUUGAAAUUUGUUAAAUUUGAAUAAAAUUCGUUAAAAUUAUCAAAUUUCUGCCGUCUAAAAUUCUCUUAAUAACUUAUUUUGUAAAAACAUAAUCAUAUUUGUUAUAUUUCUGGACACUCAGGCACCCACGAUCCACACAGAUUUUCGUGAAUCACGUGCUUCAAUAAUAUACCUCCUUCGAGCCGCCAUUGACAAUAUUUAUAAUACUCGUUAAUUAUGAUCCGACAGGCUCGCAUAGCAAUCUGCGGGAAAAAUUAUUCGAUUACCGGAAAACAGACUAAACAAAUAUUUUUCGAAUAAUUUUCGUACAACAAUACAAUUUUAGUAAAAUUAUUUUUAUUAUGACUUGCUUAUUAGUUAAUACCACGGCUCGUAACUUACGACAUCGGUAUAUUUGUUUUGAUGGGUCCUACGAGGGAUACGCUAUAGAUAAGCUAUAUGUUAGUUUCAUAUAAACGAAAUUCGAGUUCGGAUUUCUUCGUUGUGUAUACUUCGAAGUUUUAAUGCUUUUUUUUUUAAUAUCUAUUUGUGUGACAUAUUUUAACAUUUACAGUGAAAAUUUAAAACGUAUCGUAAAUGUUUUGUAGAGUUACGAAUUGCGAGUUACAAAUUACCUUCGUUAUUUAAUAGGUAUUUGCCUACUUUUAAAAAUUUGCGCGAUCUGUUUUCUUUCCCCAUUGCUUGUCGAAGUCAUCUAAGUUUUUAUUUUGCUCCAUCCUAUCUACCUGAUUUAAGUGUAAUUUUAAAAAUAUACAUUAUUAUCUUUAUUGGUGAUACAAUAUUAUUAUACAGACCGAUUACUGCAAUAUAAAUGGCAUUGCACAUAAAUAGCGCAGAUGUUUUUUUUUUUCAUUUCUUAAGACUAUGUUUUGGCAGGCGGGAUAUUUUUUCGGUGAUUUAUUUACCUACUACAGCAUGGCUUAUAGCGAGGUGGUUCAAAGUUUUUACACGCAAACCGAACUCGACGCACCCCGCUGUUAUAAUAAUAAUAGAGUAGCCAUAAAUUCUGAAUAUCAAAUACCGUCGUGUAUAAUAUUUUAGUUUACGAAAAUAAAUUAUCGUAUAAAAAUUAAAACAGUACCUACCCGAAAUUGUGUGUAUAAUGUACAUGUAUAUUGUAUGUAUACAAAUGACGUAUACCAUUUUUUGUCUUUAACUACCUGUUUACAAAACUAAUGUCUAAUCUAAUCAGAUAAUCUCGUAACCACCUGUUAAGUGGUAUAAUACCUGUCCGAUUUGGCGGAGAGGGUUGUUGUGUAUAAAAUCGUUACAUCGAAGGAAAGCGUAAGUACCUAUGUCAUGGUAUCGUCACGGUAAUAAAUUAUUGUCGCCGUGGUAUUGUUCGGUAGAAUUUUUUUUACGGAUUUUCGUUGUCGGGCUUCCUGCAAGACCACGUUAAAAUUCUCCGUAUUUUAUUGUUGGUACCGGCGCGAUUGUUAUAAUAUUUUAAUACAUUUUGGCCGUAUUUUUUUGCAGUUGAACAGCCAAAUGAACGUCUUCCAGCGAAAGUUCGUCAGCGAAGUACGACGUUGCGACGAACUGGAACGGAAGUUGCGGUACAUACAAGCCGAGGUGCACAAGGACCACGUGCACGUACCCGUACCCGAGAGCUGCGUGUCCCCGUUAUCUCCGAAUCCCCGGGAAAUCAUCAACCUAGAGGUCAAUAAUUAAUAAAGAUUUAUUUUAGCCGUGUCGAUUUUUAGAGCUAGACGACACAUUAUGAAACAUGCGCGUAUACAUUUUUAUUUUUAUUAUAUUUUUUUAGUCACAAUUAGAACGCACAGAGAGCGAAAUUUUAGAGCUUAGUCACAACGCCGUCAACCUAAAGUCCAAUUAUCUUGAGCUCACCGAACUCAGACACGUUCUUGAAAAGACACAUGCGUUUUUCGAAGAGGUAACUAUAUAAUAUUGAACGUUAUAAUCUAUCAAUAUAAUAUUCUCAUAACUAUUAGGUAAAUUAAUAGAUAUAAUCAACGAUAAUGUAUAUCGUCAUCAUCAUAAUAUUAUUAUUAUACUCGUAUUCACAUUCGUAUUUGUGUUUUCAAUAUAAUAACAAUAAUGUAUCAAUACUAGCUUUUGGUUUCAUGAAGUCGAUUAAUUCUAAUGGAUGAUAUAAAAUAAUAUUGUCUUAGUUUUUAUUGCUUUUGCUCAUUUUAUUUGUAUGCGAUUCCAAUAUGUUAAAAAAGUAUAAGAAUAAUUUUAAAAUUAGUUAUUUAUUAUUUAUAUAAAUUAUUUACUCACUUAAAGAACAAACAAUUUUUUAAAUAAGCACUCACAAAAACAACUUUAUAAAAAAAAUUUAAGUGAUUAUUUUUUUAAAAUUUAGAUAAUAUUAGUAGAUUUUUGAAACAUUGUUAGUAUUAAAAUAAUAUUUUUAUUUUCAUUAUCAGACAUUAAUUUCACUUCUUUUGUAAACCAAAUACCGAUUAAGAAGAUUCAAAUAUACUUGUAAAAAAAAAGUAACACUUAGUAAAAUAAGUACAUUAUUACAGAAUUAUUUUUGUAAAGUGUAUUUUCACAAACAAUAAUACUUAUAAUCAAAGAGAUAUAAUAUAUUAUUCAUACUAUACAUUUAUACAUUUUUAUAGUUGUUACAUUUGUAUUUCGUGAUUGAUUUGUUGAAUAUUCAUUGUGUACUUAUGUUUCAUAUUAUAUGUUAUGUAGUCAAAUUUGGUACACAAACAUUACUAUGUAAGAACUAAUCAAUUUGAAGUACUUAGGCAAGCCACAAUAAACCAUUUUAAGUUUUUGUACUAAUUAUUUGAUAAAUAUAACAACAUAAUAUUUUUAUGUAAAAUUAUUGCCCAAAAUAAUAUUACUUUAAAUAUAUAUUAUAAAAUUACAUGAAAAAAAAAAACUGGAAAUAAUAAAUUACUAAACCUUGUAAACUGUAAUAUCUAAUAGUUGCCUAAUAAUAGUUAUCAUAUUCUUUUAAAAGCAAUGUCAAUAUAUCUUGGAAAUUCACAUUUGUUUAUAAUAUUUGAAUAUAAUAUGGAUUAAAAUAAAUUUCAAACAAAUAAUUAAUUUAAAGGAAUUACAGUUAUAUUUAAAUAUCAUUAUCAUAAUUAGUAUCUAUUGGUUAAUUUUGUUUUCUUAAAAGGAUAAUUUAAAUUCAUAUAGAUUAUAAUUUAGAAUAUUAUGUUCAAAAGGGUUCAUUAACAUAUCUUAUAUGUAAUACAUGUAUAUGUUCUAUAAAGUGUCUAAAAAAAAAAUAAAUAAAAACUAGUUAACAAACAAUUCCUUGUCUGCUUUAAAUUUGUAUAUUAAAAUUUAUAUUUUAAUUAUAUUAUAUUAUAUUAUAUUAAUAUUUUAUAAUUAAUUAAUUACAAUAUUAUUAUUUUAAAUUCCUAGAAAAUAUUAAAUAAUAUAAUAUGUACAUCCUAUUAAUUUCUUCAAUUACAUAUUGUUGCAUAAUAUAUUUUAUUAUAUCAUAAUAUUAAAUUUAUAUACUUUAUCUCAAAUGUUUCUAACUUAAAAUUUUGUUAUGUUUUCUUGUUCAUCCAUUGAGCUUGAUAUGGAUUUCUUAGACGUAAGUAAUUUUGGGUUAUGCUUAGAAUAAUGCAUGUUAUUUAGGUCUUGAAAUAUGUUAAAAGACAUUAGAAAAAAAUAUAUAUAUAUAUAUUUAUAUAGUUUUAUAAACUAAAAAAAAAAAAAUGCUUUUACUUUGCUAUUAAUAAAACCAAUUAAUUUUGAAAAUAUUUUGUGUACCAAAUUUGAAUUGAACACAGUUUAACCCUGGUUUUUUGCUAAAUAUUGCACUUGUGUUAUAUAUUUGUAUUAUAAUUAUGCAUAUCAUUGAUCAUAUUAUAAUAAUACUUUAUUUUACUUAUUUUUUAAUCCAGUGAUAUUAUUGUAGAAUAUAUUACACCGGCUUUAAGUAGUUUAAUUAAUUGCAUUUUAGUGUGUAGAUUUUUUGCAGUAGUGUUUGAUGUAGAAAUAGAUUUUUUUUUUUGAUUUGUCCUUUAGAGUUUCUCUUUUCAACAGCAAGACGGUACCAGCGCAUCAGGCACGGAUUCCCUGACAAAAGCUCUAAUCAGCGAUGAAGCUCUAAAUAGUCAGUCCCAAGUCACUCGGGGCCGUCUCGGGUGAGUAGUUAUUAUUAUUUUUUUUACACACAAAACACAAACGCACUAAUUCUUUGUGAGAUUAAAGUAAGUUUAACAAACUCAUAAAAAAAAAAAAAUACUUUUUACACACAUGAAUGAUGAUGUACGUUGAAGACCAGAAUUGAGUUCGUCAUUGUCACUAUUUUAUGCUAAAGUGACACAUACAAAUUGAAAAUCUUUAAAUGCCAGUAAGUUUUAAUAAACUUAUCAAUUACCACAUCAUAAAAUAUGUUUUUUAAAAAUUCAGUUUUUGUGUUUUGUUUUACCCAGCUAUUGAUGUCGCAUGUUGUGUUAACAGUCAAUAUUAUUAUGAUGUGUUUAUGUUUGUGUGUAUCUAGAUAUUGCUAUUUUUUUUUAUUUUUUUUUUUUUUGUGUCCCAAAUAAAUACAUAGGCCAUAAUCAGGCAUUAAACAUACAUAACUUUUUUUUUCUUAAUUUAUUUUACUCAUAUAUAUUUAGAAAAAUAUAAUUUCAGAUUUAAUGAGAAAAAUUACCUCGUUUUAUUUUAUAUUAUAUAUUUGAUAACUUGAGUUAUUGAUGUUGCAAUAGUUAUUAAAUAAAAUGAAAUAUUAAAUUUAAUAAUUUAAUCCAUUGAAAAUGGAAAUUAAUUGCUUUAAUUAAAUUACAUUUUUGACAAAUUCUUUAGUUUAAUAGUAAUUUUUAGUGAGCUCUUUCAAUCCUUCACAAUAAAUUCCAAACUUUAAUUAUUAGAUUUGAGAGUUCAAUAGACCCCGAUAAAAUAUGAUUUUGUGUACAUGCAUGCCAUAAUAAUAUAGAAACAAAAAUUAUCUAAAAUAUAUGGUGAUCUUUCAUAUUAAAAAAUAACAAAUUUCUUCUUUUUUUUAUAUGAGGGUAUAAUUUACUUAAUGUUUAUAGCAUUUUUUUUAGUUUUUACACAAUCAAUUAAAAGUUUUACAAAUUGUUUUGUUUUUAUAAGAAUAAUUUUGUUAUCAAUGUUAAAAAGUAUUAAACAUGAUUUUUCUAAACAAAGAAUGUCACCAUGUAAUUUAAAUCUUAAUUGAACAAGCCCAAUAUAUGAAAUAUUCAUAGUCAUAAAUAUUAUAUUAUUUUUGAUUAAAUUAAGUUUACCAUUUGCCUUUAUAAUUCUCUUCCAUUUCAAUUGAACAUUAUUGAAUUUAGAGCAUUUAAUUGAUUUCCGGAAGUCUAAGAACCAAUUGUCAGCAGAAUAAUUCUAUGGGAUUUUAUUACAUACCAAUUAUAAAAACCUCCUUAGUUAGCUUACCUAGUUUUUGUGUUACAGUUUUUCAUCCGCAUAAGGCAUUUCAAGAGUUCAUUUGUAUGUUUGAACAAUGAACAAAAUGAUAAUAGCCAUACUAAUAUUUUGAUAUUACUUUCAAAAUGAAUAAGUGCAUAAUAAGUGUAGUGUAUUACACUACAUUAAAUAUGUAAUUUUCUAAAUAAUUUCUGUAAUAUUUGAUUACACAAAAUUAAUAAAAAUACAAAAAAAGUAGGAAGAUUCACAGUAAACAUUAUUUUUUUUUAAUUUUAUAAUUGAAUCUAAGUAAUUUUUUACUAAAAACUAUCAAACAGAAUAGAUAAUAUUUAGUGUGAAUAAAUUGAUGAAAAUCUUAGGAAUAGAACUAAUAAAUAUAAAAUAUUCUAUAAAAAAUUGUUGUAAAUUUUAAUUUUAUUAUUUUGUCAACAUAAUUUAAAUAGAAGUUUAAAUAACUACAAUUUUGAUGGUUUAUUUUAUUAUAGGUUUGUUGCCGGAGUCGUGCCCCGAGAACGAGUACCUGGUUUUGAGCGUAUGUUAUGGCGAAUCAGUCGGGGCAAUGUUUUUCUGCGACGAGCAGAACUUGAAGAAUCACUUGAAGACCCAGCUACGGUAAAAUUAAAACAAAUGUCUAAUUAUGUUAAUUGACCAAUAAAAAAUCUAAAAUUGCCUUAUAUUUAUAUCUGGCGUUUUAAUUUUUGUUUAUUACGUUUACAGCUAUAGUUUACUGAAUAAAUAAAUUGAAAAAAUACCCUAAAGUGCUUCAUUUGUUAUUUCAAUCAUUUAUAAUUUUACUUUCAAUAUAGCUUUUAUAACUUCACAAAUGUAUACAAGGAUACGAUCAGUAAGAAUAAGUUUUAAAGAGUUUUAUUUUACCAUUUUUUUUAUUACUGUCUGUAUUUUUUUGAAACUACAGUUUGUAUAAUUAUUAUUAAUCAAUUAAUUAUAAAAAUAUUUAAUUCAGGGAAAUGAAAUUUUCAAAACUGUGUUUGUUGCGUUCUUCCAAGGGGAACAGCUCAAAUCACGUGUUAAGAAAGUUUGUUCUGGGUUUCAUGCGUCAUUCUAUAAUUGCCCAAGUGCUCAUUCUGAACGACAGGAGAUGUUAAAGGGUGUUAAAACAAGAUUAGAAGAUUUAAAUAUGGUGAGUUUUGAAAAUUUGUAAUUUAUUUAUUUAUGUUAGUAAUAAUGUCUUACUUGUGUACAGGUGCUAAAUCAAACCAGAGACCAUAGGCAAAGAGUUUUAACGUCAGUAGCAAAAGAAUUGCAUAAUUGGGGUGUUAUGGUACGGAAAAUGAAAGCCAUCUAUCAUACCCUUAAUCUUUUCAACAUGGACGUUACCAAAAAGUGUCUCAUUGGUGAAUGCUGGAUACCAAUAAAGGACUUGGCAUUCAUCAGACAGACAUUAGCCGAAGGCAGUGUAAGAUAUUUAAUUAAAUACAUUAUUCAUAAACUUGCCUAUUUAGUUUUCAUUUUCAUUUUUUAGAAAGCCGUAGGCAGCUCAAUACCUUCAUUUUUAAACAUAAUCGAUACUAAUGAAAAUCCACCAACAUUCAAUCGAACUAAUAGGUUCACACAGGGCUUCCAAAACUUGGUGGAUUCAUACAGCGUUUCGGGCUAUCGAGAAGUCAAUCCAGGUAUGUUAAACUUUAAUAUAUCAUUACGUCAUAAUAUGAUUUGUAAUCAUAAUAAUAUAAAUAUAUGUAUAUAUAUAUAUUCUUUUUUUCUCCAGCCUUAUACACUAUUAUCACUUUUCCAUUUCUUUUUGGUGUAAUGUUUGGUGAUGCUGGCCACGGAAUAAUUUUAACAGUGUUUAGUGCAUAUAUGGUUUUAUACGAACAACAACUGUCCAAAACAAAGUCUACAAAUGAAGUAAAUAUGAAAGUUUUCAUGUUUAUUGUAAUUUAUAUUCUCUGUUAAAUUGUAUACAAUUAACUACUCUUAGGUUCCAAGUAACAAAAAAUAUAUUCUUAUAACAAUGAUCUCUUGAUAUUUUAUGUUUACCUGUACAAUAUAAUUUAAAUAGUACUAAAAAUAUUACUGCGUAUUUUUAUUUGCUUUUCAAAUUAUUAAAAAUUGCUAUAAGAUUAUGCUAUAUAAUAUGAGUUUAAAUGUUUAUUAUUUCCAAUAACAGUAAAAAAUUAUUUCAGCUAAACUCCUAUUAAAAUUGGGAAUAUAUCAAAUAUGUAUUAGUUCUUUAGUAUCGCACCAAUUUCAUAAAAUUACUUAUUAAUAUUUAUGAACUAAAAUUUAAGUUGAAUUGUGUUUUAUUUUAUUUUUUAAUUCCAAUUCAUGUGUUCCACAAUUGAUUAUUAUUUUAAAAAAAAAAAAUAUUUAUUUGAACAAAUAACACUUAUAGUACUUUUUUACAUUUUCAUAAACAAUUUCAAUCAUGAAAAUAAAUAUACUAUUAAUAAUAUUUUAAAGGUGAAAGGUUUUAGUUAAUUUUAAUACCUAAACAUUUUGUACUGAAAUUACCUUUACUAUGUAUAAUGAUUGUGUUAAAAAUGAAUCUCUUUUCAAGGGCAGUAAUUUGGACUUAAAAAAAACCCUUUCAACAAAAAUAAUACUUAAUCAUUACUAUUAUGAUCCAGUACACUUUUGGUUCCUCUAAAGUAUUCAUAUUUAAUAAAUACAUUUUUAUGAGUUUGUAUAACACAGAAAUUAUCAUUUAAUAAUAUAUCUAUUGUAUAAAUUAAUGUAUAUAUAUACAUAUACACUAGCUGUCCCUUGCCUGUGCUAAUUUGUAUUCUUCAUUUCUUUAUUCCCGUUUUGUUCUGCCCGUAUCAUUAAAUUGAAUGAAAAAUAGAUAAAGAGUGUUCUAGAGUGUCAUAUAUGUUUUCAUUCUUGAUACCUUACCUUGUUACAUUUAUAUGUCCACAAAGCACAGGGAUUAAACUAUAAUACAUAUAAUGCACUACAUGCAUAGAAGUUGUUAAUAACCCUUUGUCUUAUUAAAAAUCAUUUGCAGUAAAAAAUAUUGGGAUAAAAACUAUCCUAUCUCUCAAGCUGAACCAAACAAUACAAAAUUUUAUAAAAAUCGGUUUAGUGGUUUUUCGAAAAUUACUUACUGUGAAGGAACAUUUUGAUACGAGAUUUUUAUUUCUUAAUAUUAUAAUUUGUCAAUAAAGAAAUUUAAUACUAAACUAAUGAAAUCUUGUUGGACAUCAAAGUUAAUUUUAGGCAAAUUUUAGGAGGUAGUUGCAUAAUUAUUUUUAACUAGUUGUAUGUCUGUCAUACAUCACGGAUUAUAGUGAAUUUUAUAUUUGGUUGCCAUGGUAAAUCAACAAAGUGUUACAGAUGGAUCUUGGCUUUUAUUUAUAAUGAGAAUACCUAAUCAUUGCUGUUAUAUAAGAUUAGCCUAUAUCAUUAUAAUUUUAAGUAGUUUUUUAGUUUUUUUUUUUUUUUAAUAAUAAAUCAUUGUGGGUACACUGUUACAGCAGACCAAAUUAUACAAUUAAAACAGUUUAUCAAAUUUAUCUUCAUCAUUUUUUUUUCCGCUACUAAAUAUAUUUAUUAUAGUUAAUAAUAGUCAAUGUUUACUUAACAUAGAUAUACAUAUAUAAUAUAAAACUUAGAUUGUGUAAAAGCUAAAAAGGAGUUAACUUAAUAUUAUUCUAUUUCUCUGAAGCACUUCAAAUUAUUAUAUUUGUUUAUUAGAUAUGGAACAUAUUUUUUGGUGGUCGUUACAUAAUCUUGCUCAUGGGAUUAUUCUCAAUUUAUACUGGAAUUGUAUACAAUGAUGUGUUUUCAAAGUCCAUAAAUUUGUUUGGCUCCAGUUGGUACAUCAAUGAAAGUAAUAUUACUAUCAUUGAGAGCAAAAGUAUUACAUUAGAUCCUGCUACCAAAGAUUAUUCCCAAAAACCAUAUCCACUAGGACUCGAUCCAGUUUGGCAGGUUACCUAAAUUUUAUAUUAAAUUUAUAUAUACCUAUCAUAUAAUAAAACACAUGGGUAUUACAACAAUGUUUGUAUUCUUUGUAGGUCGCUGUCAAUAAAAUAAUAUUUCUCAACUCAUACAAAAUGAAAUUAUCAAUCAUUUUUGGAGUCCUUCAUAUGAUGUUCGGUGUUGUACUCAGCGUUGUUAAUCACGUGUAUGUAAAUUACAAGCAAUCAAUAAUAAUUAAUAAUAAUAAAUAUUCCUUAAAAUGUAAUUAUUAAAUGUUUAAAUGUAUAGGCAUUUUCACAAAAAGAUCAACAUACUACUACAGUUUGUACCACAAAUGUUAUUUUUGGUUUUAUUGUUUUUGUAUAUGGUUUCGUUAAUGUUCAUGAAAUGGAUUUGGUAUGGUCCAACAAAUUGUAUGUAUAUUUUUGUAUAAUAAUAUUUUCUUAUCGACCAUAAUAAAUAUUAAUAUAAAAAUUUAAAUUCUCAAUUAGCCCUAAAAACCAGUCCAAGAUGUGCACCAUCCGUGCUGAUUAUAUUUAUUAAUAUGAUGCUUUUUAAACACACAAAACCGUUCGAUGGCUGUGAUGAAUAUAUGUUUGAAGGACAAGUAAGACAAUACUAUUACAAUGGUGUAAACUCUAAAUAAAAAUGUGUAUUUAUUUAUAUGUAAUUUUAUCUAAUACACUUAUUUUAUUAAUGUAGGACCGUUUACAAAAAAUAUUUGUUGUUAUCGCCAUGAUGUGCAUACCAGUGAUGUUAUUAGGAAAACCAUUGUACAUCAUUUUAUAUGAACGGCGCCAUAAAAAACAUCAGGUUACAAUUGAAUUUUCUUGAGUUUAUUAUUAUAUGUCUUAUUGUGUAGCAAAUUAUAAUAUAUACAAACAUACAACGUUUAUUAGUCGGAUAGUUGCGGAGAGUUAAAUGGGAGUAUCGAAUUGAAAGAAACUGAACUAAGUGGCAUGCUUAAUGAAUCAGCUCAUCAUGAAGAAGAAGAACCAGCUUCAGAACUAUUCAUACACCAGUCCAUUGAGACAAUUGAAUAUGUGCUGAGCACUGUUUCACAUACAGCUUCAUACCUCAGGCUUUGGGCCUUAUCUCUUGCACAUGCUCGUGAGUAUAUAAAAGAUUAACUUUAAAAAAUAAAACAAAGUUGCGUUUUAAAAACUACAUUUUAGAUUCUGAACGCAACGAGAAGUAUAUUAAUUUUACUAUAAUGUGUUUUUUUUCUAUUGAACCACUUCUACCAGAAAUCUUGAUCUAAUCUUUUCUAAAAAAAUUGUCUAGUUGGGAAAAUUAAAAUUUUACUUUAAUUAACAAGUUUAUAAUGUUUUGUUUUAAUCGAAAACAACAAUUUGGUAUUUUUAUAUCAAUAUUCUUAUAAAAUUAUAUGUAUAAUACAUACAAUUUUUAGAAUAUUUAAAAUCGCCUCCAUCAAAAUCAAAUCCUACAGUUUUGUUCAACUUUUCGGUCUAAAUACCACAUAUUUUCAGCUACUACAAUUCCCUUAUGAAAAUAUCUGUUAUUGAAAAAAUAAGUAUUGUUAAAUAUCAAGGAAAUUAAAUGUUAAAACAGAUAUAAUUCUAUAUUUGAUGCUUAAAAAAAAAAAUGUCAGUAAUAGGAUCCAAAUCUGAGUCCAUCCACUUUCAUCGAACAUGCGUUAGACUAUUCUUGGCAUAUUGAACCUAUUGAUUAGUAUUAAAUCAAAAUUUUUAAUUAAUCAUAUAAUUGUAAAUUUAAAUUAACAUCGCUCAGAAUCCCAAUGAAUUUACCAACAAUUUAUUGUUUUGUACAUAUAUAAAAUAAAUAACUAUGUAUCCCCUAUUUUUCCAACAUGCCUCUUUUUGGUUUUAUUUUUUUUGUAACAUAAAUAAGUAUCUUGUACUUUGAAACAACUGGAGGAAUAUUUUACGUAGGUUAUUUUCCUUAUUCAAUUUUAUUAAUAUUAUUACAGAACUGUCCGAAGUGUUGUGGAACAUGGUUUUGAGAAUGGGAUUGACCAGUGACACGCAUUGGGGUGCUAUCAAAUUGUACAUCAUGUUCGCCCUGUGGUCAAUGUUCACAUUAGCAAUAUUAGUCAUGAUGGAAGGCCUAUCAGCAUUCCUACACACACUCCGAUUGCACUGGUGCGUGUUUUUAUUUUCUAAAUUUAUUUAGAUAACAUUUUUACAUUAUAGCAUAAUAAUAUGCUUGCACUUUAUGUGCACUCCUCAAAAUGUAUUGUACCCACUACUCUCCGCGUAUAUGAAUAUUUAAUAUUUAUACCUAAUAAUUGUUUAUUUUAAAAUGUUCAGAUAAUAAUUAUUAAGUAUCUACCUAUUACUUACGUAGGUAGGUGAUUAUUGCAUUAAAUUAAAAUGUGCCUUUUCCCUCGCAAUGACCACAUAUAAAUUAUAGUGUAAUUAUUAUCACGGUUUGUUCUAAAGUUAGUACCUACUCGAAUCUGUUAUAUCAAACAUUUUAUUAGAAUUAACAUAUUUUCAGAACAUUAAUCAUGUCUACAUAAUAAUAUUAUGUGACAGAUAACCAAUUAAAUUUGUUAAACAACAUCUACUUACCGCAUUUUAAAAUAUACCAGCGGUUUCCGAACUGUACACUGCGAUACUCUCAGGGUCACCAUGACUCAUAAAAAUUAAUCAUAAUUUGUUGUAAUUUCUUUUUUAAAUUUUUGUUAAUUUCAAAUUGAAUCUUAUAAAAAAAAAUGUGCUAAGUCGGCUUGUAUGUUUAGAAUGCCUAUAUUUUAUUAUAUUUAGUAAAAUUAUAAAAGCUGAUUAUCAUUGACAAUCAGUAUUGAUUUUUUAUAUAUUUUCCUCGCGGUACUCACAGAAGGGCACUUUAGUUGAAUUAAGUCCAUAAAAGGACACCGCCUGAAAAAAAAGUUUGGAAACCGCUGAAAUAUACUAACACAAAUCAAUAUCAUGUUUUAUAUUUAAUAUUUUCAAUUAUUAAUGAAAUUCAUCUAGGAACAAGAAUUAUAAUUUCUUGUUUGCUCGGCAAUUACUAUUAUCACUAUUUACUGAGUGAAUAUAUAUUUUAAAAUAUUUCCAAUACAUUUUUUAAAAUAUAAAAAAAAAAUAUUAAUUUUAAUGAUCAUAAAAUGUUAUCCGAAAUUUACUCGAGAUGGUAUUUUAACCAAAAUUAAAUAUUUUUCAUAACAUUUUUUGUUUAAAUCUAGGUAUGUUUUUAAUUUGAUAAUUUGAAAGUCUAAUGAAAAAUAACAUCUAACAGUUCUAAACCUUAUAUCAUAAUUCAUUCAUUAUCGUGAAAUUUAGUGUAACGAAAAUAUAAUCAAGUAAUUAAUUGUAAAUAGUUAAUUUUCAAAUCAAUAUAACUUAGAAAUGUUUAAGUUAAUAUUUGUUUUGAAAUUAUAAUUUUAAAUUAUUAUUGAUACAGUUGGCUUCACAGCUAUUUAGUGACUACAACCAAAACUACACCAUUGAAAUGUAUAUCAAAAAAUGAUAACUUUCAAACACUCAUAACUUUUGAUUUAUUUGCGGCCUUUUCUAAUUUUGGAUUAUCUUGAUUUUCAUUGUCUACAAAAUGGAAGACAUUUUCUAAAACGUUGUCUUGUGUGUGAUGAAACUCAAUUUAAUCAUUAUUUUACUUUUGUUUAGGGUGGAAUUCAUGAGCAAGUUCUACGUUGGCAACGGACAUGCAUUCCAACCAUUUUGGUUCAAACAUGUGCUCGAAAAUGAAGAGGCUGUCGAGGACUGAAAUUAGACUUUUACACUUUCUUGUUUUACCCUAAUCUUUAAAUUAUUAUUAUUAUUAUUUUUUUUUUUUUUAAAUAUAAUAUAUAUAUAUAUAUAUAUAUAUAUAUAUAUAUACCAGUUAGCUUUUUAAGUGUAUAAUAUAAUUUUUAACUUUUUCGAUUCGUUAUUGUUAUAUAUAAUAUGUUUAUCAUUGUUAAUUAUUAUUGUUUGAUCGAGUUUAUUAAGUUGGGCCUUCUACCUUUGUAUACAGAUAUUUUAUUUUUUUUCGCACUGCCACUAACUUGUUGAAAAAUGCCUUUAUAGCUUGUGUACUUCUGGUCAUUAUUUUAAAACGAUUUUAACAUUUCUAAUUGCGCAUAUCAUAUAACCAUAAUAAUACAAUUUUGAUGUUGUGAUAUCAAAAUAGCUAUAUGAAAUAUAAUUUUAAAGGUUACUCUUCGUAUCAGCAUACUAAAAAAAAAAAAAUUAAACAGAAGGACAGUAAAUAUUGAUUCACUGAGGUUAAUUUUCUGUUUAUUUACUUGUACAGGGUUAUGACAAAAUUAGAUGGUAACAACGUGAUAGCUACUCUUGAUAAUUUACCUUUUAUUACUUUUUUUAUUGUAUCAAACCAACGCAUCAAUUUUGUGUUUUAAAGUAAAAGUUUAUUCAUUAUUUUGUUCAAUUCAUCUGUAUUAAUAAUUCCGUUACUUAAUUAUUUAUUUUAAUAUUAAAUAAUGCAUUUGUAAACAAUUUUAAAUCAACUGGACAAUCAUAAUCGAGUUUAUUAUAAUAUAUAUAUAUAUAUAUAUACAUAUUCCCAAACCUUUGAUAUUGUAAAGAUUACAUUUUUCAAUAUAAUAUUCAGUGCCUUAAUUUAUUGCUUCAAAUAUUAAAAUAUUUUUUGUAUACAUGGUGAUUCACUAAAUAUGCCCAAUACUUUAGUGAUGGGAUAGCCAAUAUAAAUGUCAAGAUUGCAUUCUUAUUAUCACAUCACUAAUCAGUAAUUACUGUUAUUACAUAGUGAGUAUAUUCAGUGAACCACGUUGUAUAUAAUAUUAUGACAUGUGCGUCAGUCUUUUUUUUUUUUAUUAUUAUUGAUUCAUUACAUUCUAUUAGUUUUCUAAAUUAAUGUUAAGAUAAAUUUUGACAAUUACUUUAUAGGUAAUUACAAAAUAAUAAUAAUAAAAAAAAAAAAAAAAAUUUAAAAAAAAUUUAAUAAUAUUUAAAUUUCAGAUUUUACUUAACUAAAAUAAUGUUUAUUUAUUUUUGACAAUCGAAUUAAUAGGAUGUACUGUUAGGUGCUUUUAUAUUGUCUAUAAUAUAUAUACAUAUAUAUAAAUACAUAAUUAUUUACACCGGAGUUAAUUAGUUUUAUAGCUAAAUAAAUUAUAUUUGUGUCUGACAAUCCACUUUUAAAACUUUGAACAUAAUCAUGCAUUUUUAAUAUAUGUCAUACAUAUAUUUAUAUACAUUUAUCUUCUUUUAAAACAAUUUUUAUAUCUUAUACAUAUGAAGCAAUACAUUUUUUAAAAUAAAUUUAUAUGUACAGGAAUAUUAUAAAAUAUAUAUAUAUAUAUAUUUAUAUUUUACGCCAAUCGCAAUGGUGGACUACCUAAAUUUAAAUUUAAAAAAAAAUUAACACCUACUGAUUAAGUGUUGCUUAUGCAAACGACUCUAUAAAAGCUAAUCAUAGUACUCCUACAACGUUUAAAAUAUAAUUUUACUUCAAUUUUCAAACUAAUAGAUAUAAAAUAGUUAGAUUUCUAUAAUUGCAAAUCACAUUGAAAUAAAUAUUUAUUUUGUAUUUUUGUAUACAUGAUUUUGGUUUUUGUUUUGUUUUUUUUUUUUUUUUUAACUGUGAUAAACACUUAUUCAAUAGAUUGGUGCCAUCUUGAAUUAAAUGCCAUACUCUGUUAUAGUCCACCGUUAUUGAUUGUUUGUGUAGCAAUAACUUAUUAAUAAUAAUAAUAAAUUCUAAACUAGAUUUUAUCUUGUUUUUUUUUUUAUAUAUAUAUAUAUAUAUUAUACAAAAUAUGUUAUAUGUAUAUUAUGGAUUAAAAUUAUUAUAUUUUAUUUUAUAAUACAUGUAUGUAUGUAGUUAGGUAGGAUGAUCUUAUAACAUAAUAUUAUAAUGGAGUUAUUAUUUUUAAUAUAGUUACAGACAAUUCUCGUCGUUCAUAAUGCUCAAUAAUCAGAAUUUAAUUUUAGAUAAAUCGAAUUUAGAUAUUAUAACAUAAAAAAAAAAAAAAAAUUAGAUUAGUUUUAUUAAUUAUUUUAAUCUAAUUUAUAAGGAAAUAUUUUUUGUAAGACUUCUGUUUUUAGAUUACCGAGUAAAAUGCGAUAAGUAUAAUUCAUUUUAUGUAUACACAAUCAGAAUUUAAAAAAAAAUAUAUUAUCAACCCAACAAUUUACUCGGUGUUGCCAUUAUGAUGAUUACAGAAUGUCUAAUAAUUAUUAUGUAUUUUUAAAUGUGACGUACGAAACAAAAACAUUUUAUUUUAUUAAUCUUUUAAGUGUAACGUUAUUAUAAUUAUUAUUAUCAUAUGUAUACCGUAUCAUAGUUAAAAUUUAUUAACAUAAUGUAUUUAUUUUGUCCACUUCCCACCAACCCAAAAUCAUUUAAAUUAUUACAAUGGUAGAUAUUUUUUUUCGCACCAACAGUGUUGUAUAGUUUAAUAAUGUUUAUUGUAUUUAUUAUUAAUUAUUAUUAGUAUUAUUUGAUUUGUUUUUAAGAUUCUUUAUUAGUGGGACCAAAACAAUACGAUAUAUGCUUAGAAACCGUUUGUUAUCCUACUUAGAUUUUUUUGUACCAUAUACAAUUAUACAUUUAGUACGUAUUUUUGUCAUGUAAUAAUUAAAAUCACCUAAUAUUUUCAAUGCUGUUAUAAAAUAUUACGAGUUAAAAAAAAACUUAUAGGUACAUUGUUUUAGCGUAAUAUUUUGAUUCAUUUUUUAUUAUUCUUAUUAUUAUUAUGUUUUUUGUUUUUUUGUUUUGUUUAUUGUACAUAAACGUCCGUAAAAUAUAUUAUUUAUAUUUAAAACUUCGUUAUGAGAAAAAACCAAUGCAGACUGAAAUAUUAAGUAUUCUAAUGUACAAUGCAUUCAUGUUAUUAAGAAUACUAAUUUGAUUUCAUAACUGCUCUAUAAUGAUGAAAAAUCGAAUAAAUAUAUUUCAAGUUGUUACAAAUAAAAAAAAC
Cinara cedri is the source of this 57763-nucleotide messenger RNA. NCBI's taxonomy places the organism in Eukaryota, Metazoa, Arthropoda, Insecta, Hemiptera, Aphididae. The record is from the annotation of a GenBank genome assembly.